AUGUCCAGCAGUAACAAGGAAGUAAGUACUAGAAUCUUCACUAGCCACAGACAUUGGUGUAUCUUGGAUUUGUGCUACCCUAGGCACGACUAAAUUCAGAGACACCCCUAAUCUGAAUUUACCCCACCACUUUGUGUCAAGGCCACUUUUCUGACUGAUAGAUGCACGCCCUCAUUAACACAUGCACUGACAUACACUCACUGACAGAUACACAGUCAUUGGCACACGCAUCCAGUCAUUGGCACACACACUGUUUAACAACCCACACUUUCAAUGACAGACACACACACACUGACACACCCACUCACUGACAGGCACACAUACACUGACAUACACACACUGACACAAACAUCCUCACUAAUUUGACACACUCUGACAGACACACACAUUCACUCACAGAAACACUGAGACCAAAACAUACACUGACAUACACACACUCACUGACAGACACACAAACACUCACUAACAGACACACAAACACUUUCUGACAGACACACACACUCCCUGACAGAAGCACACACUCGCUGACAGACACACACUUAGUGACAGACACAGAGAUACUCACUGGCAGACACACACACACACUCACUGACAGACACACAUUCUCAAUGGCAGACACACACACACUAACUGACAGACACACACUCACUGACAGACACAGACAUACUCACUGGCAGACACACACACACACACACACUCACUGACAGACACACUCACUGACAGACACACACACACACACAGACACACUAACUGACAGUGACAUACACAGACAUACUCACUGGCAGACACACACACACACUCACUGGCAGACACACACAACACAUUCACUGACAGACACACACAAAGACACACACACUUUCUCAUACACUUACCAAGUAUUAUUUUUUUAAAUAAUUUAAAUCCACAUAGCCUCCCUUCCUUUGGGAGAGAUGGAGUGAAUCCUGUCCCUGGGGCUGGGCGGGCUCCUGCUGGCUGGAGGGGUGGGAAGGCUCGUUGCUGGCUGGGCUCACAGGGCUGGAAGCCUCCUUGCUCGCUGGGCUUACUUUGAUGGCUGUCCGCGCAGGCGCUCAAUGGAGGUGGCGAGGAAACUGCGCUAUUCCUGCUCUGCACCCUCGCGCACCGCUGGGGCCAGAGUGACGUCAAAUUCCGGCUCAAAGGACUGCGCUCCCUCGCCGCCCGCCUACACUUAGAGACAGCUAAAUGCCUCGGGAGGACCCAACGGUGGCCAGCCGGCCACCUCUUGGCCCCCCCAAGACAUGAGGCAAACAAGGCACUUAGGUAGCCGGUUUUUUUUUUGGGUGGGGGAUAAAGUGGGCAAGCCAGUGAUGUCAUUGUGAUGCUGGCUCUGCCCAAAGAAGUGCAUCUACCCAGAAAGAGAAGGGUCCAAUCAAGCAGGCCAACCCAUUGAGGGCAAACCAAUGCGCGAUUUCAGUGCACUCUGCAGGUUAUUAGAGCCCUGAGUGUAGAUCAAAUGCAUCUAAUGAUCCGCUCACCCUAUGCUUUUAGGGGACAGUUCUCUGGUGCCUCCAAAAAACGGGACACCAGGGAACAAACCUGGAUAGAACCUGAAAAUUGGGACUGUCCCGACAAAAUCGGGCCUAUUAGGAGGCAUGUCUGUUUGCUUUCUCUAUGCUGACUGCCAGGUGCAAAGCACAGAGUUUAUAAUAAUAAGUAAGCUCGUUUGACCAGCACCCAAAACCCGGUCUAAACCCCAUGUCUGGUUACAGAUACUCGUCUGUCAGACCAUUGUACUGCGCUGCGGAAUAUGUUGGCGCUUUAUAAAUAUUAUUAAUAAUAAUAAUGAUUGACAGGGACCUAAGAUGGAGGCGGCCAGUUGCAGGAUAAAUAGUUGUGGAUUUCUGUAUUUAGUUUUAUUUUUCAUACCUCACAACAUUUUGUAAAUAUAGAGAUAAACAAACAUAAUAUUAAUUAAAAACCAUGGUUGGUGACAGUUCCCCUUUAAGUGGUGGUAAAAAGGUGUUCUGACUACAACUCCCAUGAUGCAACGUGUCUGCCAUGUUAGGUUUAUAUGUUUAUGUCCAGCCCUUCUAAUCACUCAAAAUAAAUAGAUCCCAACACCUCCUUCCCAUGUAAUCACAGCGACUGGAACAGCUCCGCCCACGCGCCCUGCGAUUGGUCACAAUCUGCCUCUCUUAGUGUUCUCAUUGGUUACAGCCCGCCAUCUCCAUAUUGUGAUUGGCUUAGUUUUCUCGUCUCUGAUUGGUCGCCUUGUUCCUUUUGCUGUCAUUGCCCGGUCCUCUCGACCUAUAGUAGUCCUGAUUGCGGCCUUUAAUAAUUGUUUUUUUUUCCUUUCCCCAUUUUGAUUGGUCAAAGCUCAUCGCCGGUUCCCGCCCACUUCUCAAGUCGAUUGGUCCCUGCCUUCGAGAAGCCGGCGUGCGCGCGCGCCCUCGCUGGGUCCCUGUGCGCGUGCCCGUGUCUGCCUUAUUCUCAGGCUUCGUGCUGCUGCCGGGAGCGCGCUGCGCGUUCCCACCACUCUCUCCUCCCCCCCCACUGCCUGAGCCUCUCUCCCACUCUAUCCUAUUCUUAUUUAUUUAUUUGUAAUUAGCCAUUUUUAAUGAGGCGUUAGCUGCUGCUGUCCCCACGCAGGACAGUAAAUCCUCCUCCCUGUGUGGGCUCCCCUGUGUGACAGCCUGUGAGCUGGUAAGUGGGGCUCUCCUUUAUUUAUUUAUUAUAGAGAGGGGGGGGGGGCUGGGAAAUAAAAGGGGGGCACUGCUAUGGCAUGGCAGGGCUGGGGAAAUAAAGGGGCACUGCCCAUGGCAGGGCUGGGGGCUAGAGGAAAAGGGCAAAGGGGCUGGGGCUGCCCAUGGCAGGGGCUGGGGGCUGGGAAAUAAAGGGGGCACUGCCCAUGGCAGAGGUGGGGUGCUGGGGAAAGCAAAAAGGGGCUGGGAAAUAAAGGGGCACUGCCCAUGGCAGAGGCUGGGAAAUAAAGGGGGCACUGCCCAUGGCAGGGCUGGGGAGGGAAAUAAAAGGGGCUGGGAAAUAAAGGGGGCACUGCCCAUGGCAGAGGCUGGGGAAAUAAAGGGGCACUGCCCAUGGCAGGGAGCUGGGAAAUAAAAGGGCACUGCCCAUAUAAAGGCUGGGGUGCUGGGAAAUAAAGGGGCACUGCCCAUGGCAGAGAGGCUGGGGAAUAAGGGGCACUGCCCAUGGGGAGCUGGGAAAUAAAAGGGGCACUGCCCAUGGGAAAUAAAGGGGGCACUGCCCAUGCUGUGCAGGGCACUGUUGGGCCCAGAGGCAGCUGGGAAAUAAGGGGGCUGCCCAUGGCAGGAGGCUGGGAAAUAAAAGGGGGCACUGCCCAUGGCAGAGAGGUGCUGGGAAAUAAAAGGGGGCACUGCCCAUGGCAGGAGGAUGUGCUGGGAAAUAAAGGGGACACUGCCCAUGGCAGGGGUGCAUAAAAGGGGGGCACUGCCCAUGGCAGGGGGGGAGGGGUGCUGGGAAAUAAAAGGGGGGCAUUGCCCAUGGGGGGGGGUGCUGGGAUUAUUUAAUAUGGUGGGGGCUGCCAUGCCCUGGGGCAGGAGGCCCUGCUUGGCACAGGGCUAGGAGGGGGCACUGGGGUGGCAUACAAUUUUUUUCUAUAUCUCUGAUGUCAUUAUUGGUACAGGUGAUGUGGGAAGCCCUGCUUGGCACCGGGCUAAGAGUGGGCAUGGGGCAUUGGGGUGGCAUAGAGCAAUUUGGAUUAUUUAUAUAUUCCUGUAUAUCUAGCUGUCAUGUAUUGGUACAGGUAAUGUUGUGGGAGGCCCUGGUGGGCACAGGGCUAAGAGUGGGCAUGGGGCAUUGGGGUGGCAUACAGUAAUUUGGAUUAUUUAUAUAUGCCUGUAUAUCUAGCUAUCAUGUAUUGGUACAGGUAAUGUUGUGGGAGGCCCUGGUGGGCACAGGGCUGGGAGGGGGGACUGGGGGUGGCAUACAGUCAUGUGGUUAAUUUAUUAUCAUUUUCUAUAUCUCUGAUAUCAUGUAUUGGUACAGGUAAUGUUUGGGGAGUCCUUGGUGGGCUCAGGGCAGGGAGGGGCACAGGUAAUAUAUUGGGCACUGGGGUGGCAUACAGUAAUUUGGAUUAUUCAUCUAUUCCAAUAUAUAUAUGGCUAUCAUACAUUGGUACAGGUGGUGUUUGGGGAGGCUCUGGUGGGUACAGGGCACAUGGGGUGGCAUACAGUCAUUUGGUUUAUUAUUUGUCUUCUAUCCGGCUAUCAUGCAUUGGUACAGGUGAUGUUUGGGGAGUCCUUGGUGGGCACAGGGCAGGGAGUGGCACAGGUAAUAUGUUGGGCACUGGGGUGGCAUACAGUAAUUUGGAUUAUUUGUCUAUUCCUGUGUAUCUGGCUAUCAUGUAUUGGUACAGGGGGGGAGCCCUGGUGGGUACAGGUCUGUGAGAGGGCACUGGGGGUGGAAUAGUCAUAUGUCUUAUGUUAUUUGACUAAAUAUCUAUAUAUGUUUCUGUCACAGGGUUGGGAGAGACCAUUGUUAGUACAGGUCAGGGAGGGGACACAUUUGUGGGUACAGGGCUUGGAGAGGGCACUGUGGUCGGUGUACAUUAAUUUGAUUUGUUGUUAUUGGGUUUACCGGUAUAUUUUGCUUAUAUAUAGGUACGCAAGUGGUUGGGUAGGCCUGGUGGGUACAAAGCAGUACAUCCAUUUGGUUUAAUAUCAUUUUCUGUAUGUUUUGACUGUCAUUAUUUGGUACAGAGGGACUUGAAAGAUUCCCUGGUCUAGACAGGGAGGGGGCACUUUGGUGGCAUACAGUAAAUUAACGUAUUGAUUAGAAAUUAUAGCUUCAAUAAAAUGAUGCAUGGCUUGAUAGGGAAAAUCUUGGGUACAGUGUGGGGGUGUUGGCAUACAGUCAUUUUAUUCAUAAAUUCAAUUUAUUCAUGUGGCUGCCAUGCUGGUGCAAGCAUGAUAUAAAAUUGAAGAGGCCACUGACAAGGCAGAGUGGGUGCCCUGCAUCAACUGGUCUGUGUAUUGGUCUUAUCUAUAUAUUGGCUGACAUGCAUUAUUGCUGAUCCAGGUGAUGAAGUUGAGGAGGGUCUGGUUACAACGCACGUUACCCAGGACAUUGGCUCAAUGCCAUUCUUCCCUACAGGUGCAGGGGGCUAGUUAAAUAAGUCCUUUCAGGUUCCCUACUUCUUAACCAGGCCAAGAGGUUACUGAGAAUUUGUGUAUUUAAAAAAUAAAAUAAAAUUAAUAAUAGUAAUUUGUUCUCUAGAUUGAUGAAACUGUGGGUUACGGUAGACCAGGCCUCACUAUCCCUAUUGAUAAUUGUCAGCUUGCAGUGGAGUUUGGUAUAUGGGUGUGGUACUGAACAUAUCGUGGUCAUUAAUUGUUUGGGGGGUAUCUUUUUUGUAUUCUUGUGAUGGGAAUCAAGGCUUUGAGAACUCCUAUUUAUUUUCAGUUGGGCGCAUGGUGUUUUUUCAUUAUUUAUUUUUUUGUAACAUUAAAUCUCAUUUCUGAUGUUCUGGAUUUGGUACCCAGUAUUAUUGGCACCUGUGAUGAUAACCAACUAUUGUACAGCGCUGUGGGAUUGGACGGCUGAUAAAUAAUAAUGUAACGCUUUUGUACUGUCUUAACAAAAUAUUGUGUUCACUUGGAUGUAGAUGUGCAUAUCAGCUGCCGACUGCAGCUCACAGGUUUUAUAAUUGCGUGUGUUUAACUCCUCUCCCGCCAGUUGGAUUAACCAGGGCUUUGCUGUUUUAAUCUAAUUGCAGCCAAGGCCCUGUAUUAACGGACUUGGUAUUUAUUUCAGUCGACGUUUUUACUUCCAGGUAGGGCUAAAGCACAGCACAUUUAAUUUCCCAUGGCACCGAAAGCAUCCUUGCCAAAACGCAAGUCCGGUGACCCCUUAAAGUCUAAAUUACAUCUCAUCCUCCCUUUGUGAACAGUCCCUGUCAUAUAAACAGGGAUUGAAUGGGCAGUCGCCCAGCCGCAUGGAGAAUAGAUCGGCUUAUUAUACAUUAGAGCUGUCAUUUAGUAUGUUAUGUAUAAAGCUUUUUCAGAGCCGUGUUCAAAAGAAUAACAUGAAUUCGGCUCAAACAUAAUUUCUGCAUUUCCUUUCCCUUUGUUACAUGCUUUGCAGUGUCCUUUACAGUAGCCUGUUAGGCCUGCCAUUCAUUGAAUAAUGUCACAUGGAUAAAAUCCCUCUGUAUCCAUAUGUGAAGCAAGUUAGCAGUUCCUUAUCAUGCUGUCCCUAGGCCGCUGUGUGACACUGCAGUGAUUUAGACAGAUGCAGCAUGCCAUCAGUAUAUCCCCUUGGGAUGUAUUGUAAGCCCCCUGGGGCCAGAAGUAUUGUUGAUGCAAACACAUGCAUGUGAAGCCUGUUUGAUCAAGUGGAUUUAAGACCUAUGCAUAUACCUGUUUAACCCAUUCUAUAUCAACUUAACUAUUACAUUGUCUUUGUUCUUCAUACUUCUAUCAGCUUUACAGUCUGUAAUAAAAUGAUUUAAACCAAAUAAUUUGGUGUUUAUUUGCUGAAUAAGGUCAUUUAGACAGUAGCACAUUUUGCCCAAAAGCUAUAUAGUCCUAAUAAUUGAUUUUCCCUUAUCAAUAUCCCAUUGUUCCCAAUUUCGUGAAUGUCUGUGUUUUUAAACUAUUUUACGGUUUAUUGUGAAGGCAACCAGGCUUGUCUUUCAAAUGUCUAAAUCUGUAGAGUACGAAGAAACUAGCUGGAAUCGUAUUAUAUUCCCUCCGGUAAUUUUUUAAAUACAAUUAAAAACAAGCAAACAAAAAAAAACGAAAUAUAAGUUAAUAUGAUUUCCGUUUACCCCAUUAGAGCUGGCACUUCAACUCAUCUGCCUGUUUUAGGUCUGUGUUGUGAGAAUACACUUGGUUUAACUGCCUGCUCCGAAAUGUAUAUUAACAAACAGAAUACAUGUGAUGUAGAUUUAAAAAAAAUAAAAAAAAAUAAAAAUUGUCACAGGGUUGAGAAACACAUUGCAGAAUACUUGAAAGGAUUUUAUACAUCUCCAGCUGUCGUGGAACUAAAAAUUCACAUACUCGUCCGUGCCCAGAUCACCAAGUUUAGACUCCCCAGAGCAAAGCAUCGUGGUCUUCUGUUGUUACCGGAAAGGAACAUCCUUCUAAAACGUCACUGGACAUGUGCCACCCCAAUAUUGGGUCCGUGGCUAGACAAAUAAGAGAUUGUGCAGUCUUUUUGUUAACGGUGGCAGGUACUUUUAUUUAUUAAUUGUGCAGGAAAUGUUUAGUUGUAAUGUUGGUACAUUAAGCCAUAGCUUUUAAAUGGAAGUACGUUGCUUUAAUAAUGAAAUAUACAUUGCUUACUCUUCUAAUGACUCAUGGCACAACAAUUGUUGAUGCAGUGGAAGUACAAAAAGGACAACAAAGUAUAGAUUUUGGGGGCUAGGCAGCACUUGACUGCACAGUGCACUGGUAAUCAUUGGAACCCAGUCGUCAUGAACGUGGUCUUUAUCUGUACUCUCUUGUGUGACUGAUCUCAGGUUAGGGAUGUCUCUUCUAUUGACUGACUGGGGCUGUCUGACAUGUUUAUCAUGUUUUUGGCACUUUGCUCAUUAAUUGUGUACCACUGGGUUUUGUAUGGUAAAUUGCGUGUUAUGUGUUAAUCUAGGUUGAAAAAGGACUCAAGUUCGAUAUUUCAAAAGUAAGGUUUGGCAUUCAACAAGUUACAUUUUGUCCGAGUUGCGGGUGGGGAAUGGACUUGAGAUAAUCAGAUAAACUGGUGAUUUUUGUCCAACUCCAUUUUAUUGUCCUUUAAAUUAAGUAUGUUGUCUGCUCACUUUUCAUAAAUGCCCUUUCAUGUGCACAUAUAGCCAUGAGAAAAAAACAACUAAAUUCAAUCCAGUUUCCGGGCAGUGCUACACAAGUCUUGACAUCCUGGCACACCGUUGAAAUAUGGUUCCACUGCGCAAAGUGGCAUUAGAAAUAGUAAACUCUUUGCUUCUAAGUCAGAAUGGAGAGAACAGAAAGUUGUUUUGGUGUACAAAUCAAAAACUCAGCUUCAUGACAAAAUCACUUCCUUAAAUAUGUGAUGUCUGUGGCUGAGUUAUAAAAUGAACCAAUCUUUAGAUCGAUCUAUUGCUGUUUACAGCAGAUUUAUGGGCUCUAUCUAUUUGUGGGUAUGCAAAUUAUGCUAUAAUUAUAAUAUGCUUAUUAUGCUAUAAAUCAAUUUUCUGCUGUCUGUUACAUUUUCUCUAUUUUAUUUUACCUAAUGAAAAUAGAAAUCUAGAAUACAGGAACGGUUAGAUGGUAAUGUGCCACACUAACUAUUUUUUAAAAAUAGUGGAUAGGAGAUUUUUCAACCCUACAAUUGGGGACAGCACAAAUGGUAUGUUUUGUUUAUGUUUCAUUGUGUUUGUGUCUGUAUUUAUUCUUUUUCUAUAUACUUGUGUUUUUAACAUUGUGUGUGUGUGUGUGUGUGUGUGUGUGUGUGUAUAUAUAUAUAUAUAUAUCAUCCAAUCUACACACAUAUAUAUUGGUUUAGCAAGCGUACAGUGCUAUAUAAUAUGUUGGUGCCUAGUUACAGAAAACAGGAUUAUUCGCCAAACUCAGAAUUGUCAGGAUGAUUUCCAAAUUUUAAGCUGAAAUAGCUGUACUGAAAACACAGUUGAACUGGAUAUUUUUUCAAUUCAGCUAUUUUGUUUUACAACCUAAAAUUCACUUAGAAUUCACACUUUUAGUAAAUCUGAAAGAGCUGUUCUUUUAAAUAGGGUAAGGACAGCUAGUAUUAUUUCCCAAGUCAAUUAUUUCCCAAGUCUCUGGAACCAUACCAUGCAUAUCGGUGGAGUUACGUAAAUUGCAUAUUCAAGUGUGUGUGCAGGUUAACAAACGACCCUUGGGGCGCUAUUAACAAAUGAGUGGUCCCUCUGUAGUAGCCCAGCAGUGCACAGCCACCUGAGCCCUGCUUGCUUGUUUUUGAAGUGGAUGUUACGUAUAGCAGCUCAAAUGGACACAUUCGAACCUGUGACUUAUUGGAUCCUUGCUAACCACUAAUCAUGAAAAGUCAAUAUGUAUUCUGCAAGCUACAUGUGUCCAAGCUUGUAUUCCAUCUGCUGUUGGACAGUAUUUCCCAGAAUUUGGAUUCCAUGAAAUUCUGGAAACUGUUAAAGCCCAUGGUGCGAUACCUUGCAGUAAAUUCCUGUCUCUCAUGAAUUGCAUGAAAAACAUAGUUAGAUGCAGAACCCCCUUAAUCAAAUUUAAAAUCAAGUUGGGGAAAAAAGUGCCAAAGCGUACUCUGUGCUGCUGCCUGCACCUCCUCCUGCCACGUCAUCCUGGGGGUGUCAACUACCAGAUUCUAGUCCAAUUGAAUGAAUGCUCGUCAUAGAGGAGCAUUGGAGACGAGAUGCACAUGUCCAAUCAAAUGUUUUCAUAGGAAAGCAUUAAAUCCAUAGCUUCCUUAUAAGCUGAUUUGAUGUCCUCAAGGGAUCUGUAGCAGCUUUUACACAUUAUGUACUUCUUUACUAAAUUUCCUAUGAUGUAUACAGUUUGACUGUCUGAACAUUGUGUGAAGUAGUUUAAAAAAAACAUAUUGGGUAGCAACUAUCCUUGUACUUCCCUGAAAAGAUCACUAGUUCUUCUUGUAAUCUAUUUUCUCAGGGACCCAAAUUAUGUGCAUUGCAUCAGGCUGGUGACCCAUUCUUGAUAAAACUUGCUCAAUUACCCAUAGUCUAAUUUAAUAUAUACAUUAAAAUGAAUUUGCAAUGAAACUACCUUCUUUAGACGCUUCCCUAAAAAGCAGUGUCUUACUUGGCAAUGUGAUAAUUGUGUAUUUUGGCUGAUACUUGGAGGUUGAUGAAAAGGAUGUACUUGAGCAAUGAGGGCAUACAGAAAAUAACACUGUGACUUAUCUUUAGGGACAGUCCCCCACCAGAGUAGAAGAGCCAUUUGUUUAUUGCCUGUUUAUUUGAACAGAGCCCUAUACACCUUGUCACAAUCUAUUUGACUUAUCCUGUUUACCCAUUUUGCAACACCGCACAUAAUGUCUAUAUAAAUAAUACAUAAAACAUGGGCCCAGUUUUCCAGUUAAUAGUGAAAUCUUUCCCUGAGGUUGACAAAAUGUUUUGGCUGGUAAUUUGAAGAAAAACAAUGUAACUCUCAGGAUUUGUAUGGCAGUAAUAAAUAACCUUGAGGUCCCAAGUGUUUGUAAACUACAUUUCCCAUGAAGCUCGGCAAGCCAAGGGAAUAGUCACAAAAAUCUGUGAGUGUGUAUGUGUAUAUAUAUAUAUAUAUAUAUAUAUAUAUCUCCCCACCCACCCAUUUUUGUGUAUAUGUGCUUUUUAAUAAGCGUUUCCACUGAUUGUAUUAUACUCUGGAGUUAAGUUGCUAAAUAACUGAAAAUUUAAUUACAGAUAUUGCACUAAAUAGACUAGUUUUUAGAAUACCCCAAAAAUUAAGAUUUUGUUCCCAACUGUUCUCAUGGUAUGCUAUAAGGUUUACUGUAAUAACAGUUUAGUAAAUAACCCUGUUCACAAUUAUUACCAUACUCCAUAAUACCUGGUGCGUCCUAUGUAGUGUUCAUAUUUUAUACUUUACAUUUGUGUUUUUGUUUGUAUUUGCAUUCCCCAGUGUUUCCUUACUAUAUAUAAAUGUGUAUGUCAUUGUUCAACGUAACCAUUUUAAAUACUUUUGAUCCAGUCAAGCGGCAUGAUGGAGGUGGAGCACUAUUUAUUUACCCCUUUUUAAUGUAUCCAAGAUAAUAGUGUGUGUAAGAGAAAAUCCAUGCUUAUGUUUAAUAAUUUUUAUUUAUAAAGCCCCAACAGAGCUGUACAGUUGGGGGAAGCAGACCUAGUUAGUUGGAUUUGUUAAUACAAAUGGAAGAGAGGACCCGGUCAUUGGCUUAAAAUCUAGUAUUUAAAUCCCUUUUAUACAACGUAAUCAGCAAGAUGGCUUGUGAGCUUACUGUUUAUUGCUUUAGCGGAAUGAGUCAGUCUUCUUUCUUUGUUCACACUAUAGCUGCGAUGUAAAAUAUUUUACAAUAAGCUAGCUCAAUGGAAACCGCACCAGUACAUACAGUUGCAAGAAAAAGUAUGUGAACCCUUUGGAAUGAUAUGGAUUUCUGCACAUAUUGGUCAUAAAAUGUGAUCUGAUCAUCAUCUAAGUCACAACAAUAGACAAUAACAGGCUGCUUAUACUAAUAACACACAUACUUUUUCUUACUUUUUGUAUCACAAAAAGGCUCAAUAUGUAUAUAUAUAUAUAUAUUUUUUUUUUUGUCUUAAGACAUUUCUUAUUCUGCCAUUGGACUUCUCAUACAGUACAAAUAAUGACCGAAAACUGUAGUGCAAUAGAACUAGAAAUUGUUUUACACAACCCCCCACAGCGCUAUACCCGUUCGUUUUUUGUGACUGUUUUGAUACAAUAGUUGUAGUAUUUUAAGAUGGCAGAUGUGGAUCAUGUAGAAUCUACAUGACCAGUUAAAGAAACACUCCACGGACCAUUACAAGUGCCCCUCCAUAUGUAGGUAGUUAAACCAUUUGCUAAUGGUUACCUGGGGUUAAGCCGGCAAAAUCAAUGCUUUGCUCCUAUCAUCCCAAGGCAACUUAUUUUAUAGACCAUGUAAUCUAGAUCUGAUGGCUUAGAGAUAUCCACUUCCUCUGAUUGGCAAAAUUCCUUGAUUUGCCCCAGAUAUUUUAGCUUGUUCUCCACGUAAUCAGGAGAUCAAUGCAAGACCACAUAAACCUUCCUUAUCAGAAUGUGUGACUUUCAUUACUAUGCAGCUACUGUAGCAACACCUGGUAAAAGCAUGAAUGUACAAACCACUGCUUCAGGGCCACCAGGUAUAUGCUAAUUUUGUGCUGCUAAUUGUGCGGUAAGCCUUAUUGGUGCUGGACAUAACAUAGCAACAGAGGAAGUGGUGUGUGUGUGUGUGCCAUAGGUGGUGUAUAUUUUUUGACAAUGUUGGUCAGUGAGGGGUGCAAUGUGAAAAGGGAUGCAUCCUGAUUCUUUUUUUUUCCUCUUCUCUUCGUUAGAUCUUUAUUAGAUUUACAUAUUUUCAUUUCUUCGACUGCAAAAGAGCAGUAUGGUAAGGGCAUAGGGUGGGGAAAAAAACCAAAUUAUAAUAUAAAUCCAUGUGUAGAUGGGGGUUUUUAUAAAGAAGUGAUAACUCCCAAUUUAUUUGGGCUGGAUGAUAGAAGUAGGCUAAAUCGAAGUAAAGUUCAGGUCAGGUUGCUAGCAAAUGUAUAAAUACACUUUUACGUAAUAUUGAUGAUUCAGGCAUAUUACCUUGGUUGGUGUCUGCUACUAUAUCUUUUAAUCUCUUUUGCAAGCACAAAGCAUAGAUUAAAUAUUAAUGCUUUCCAGAACCAGAUCUUGUCAUCCACACCUUUUUUUUUAUUUUAUAUUUAAUUUUUUUCCCCUCUUUGUUUUGUUCCAUGACAAUUUAUUUUCUUUUGUAUUUUUUUAUUUUUAUUUUUUUUUAAUAUUCUUUAUUUUUCACUCGAUAGGUGUGACAAGUGCACAGUAACGUUCAGGCUUACGCAGAAGCCAAGAUGAAUAUCGUUACUGUUAACAUAAUGCAAUUUGAGUAGGCAAUGCAAGUCCAUCCUGUAUCCCAGCACAAUUUGUCUCCCAUCGAGGGAUUUUUAUUUUUAUUCAGGCAUGUGGGCGGCAUAAGGGGCCCCAUCUUUUCUCAUUUUCUCAUAACUUACCCUGCUCAUGGGCUUCCCAGUUCCUCCGACAGCUUGAUCAUGCCUGGUAUAAAAUACCUUUCCCUCGAAACCAAGGGAAAAGAGAAAAACAUAUAACUUGAAACGAAAUAAGAAGUGAAAAAUAAAGUUUAGGGAAAAGGGGGGGGGAGGGCUUCCCUUCUUACAGUAUUAUAGCCAUAUUUUCCAUAGGGGGGCCUCCCUUAGCUAUCGGAGUCCACUCUCUGAUCUGAACCCUGUCAGUCUCCACUCGAGCCUACUGGGCUAAUGUCCCAUGGUUCCCAAAGUCGUUGGAAAGACACCGUUGUUCCCUUUACCCUAGCUGUCAAAUCGUCCAUAAUUCUACAUUCUUGUAUCCUAGAGCAGUGUUUCCCAACCCAGUCCUCAAGGCACACCUACCAGUCCAGGAUUUAGGGAUUACCCAGUUGUGUCUAAGGUGUUUUUACAAAGAAGAAAAAAAAAAAACACCUUAGACACAACUGGGUAAUCCCUAAAUCCUGGACUGGUAGGUGUGCCUUGAGGACUGGGUUGGGAAACACUGUCCUAGAGAUCACCCCCGAGAACUCUGGACCCUCUGGUUUUAGCCACACUGUCGCUAUUGCUCUGCGCACACUUAGUUAUUUUAUGUAUUAGUUUCUGCUCUCUCAUAGUCCACCCAUCUACUGUUCUGUUUAGCAAGUAUAUCCAGGGGUCCAUCUUCAGGGGUCUGUCAAAUGUUUUUCAGCAGAUCCUCCACCGCCUUCCAAAAGCUGCGUAUCAUCGAGCAAUCCCACCACAUGUGGAUGUACGUUCCUCGGGCUCCACAGCCCCUCCAGCAGUCGUCCGUGUCCAGUUUGUGCAUUUUGUAUAGCUUUACGGGUGUAGUAUACCACCUGAGCAUGGUCUUCAAGGUCUGUUCCUGGAGUGUGACACAUAUGGAAGCAUUUUUAUUCGCUUCCCAUAUCUUCUGCCACUCGAUUCCUUUCAAGACAUCCCCUAGGUCCGCCUCCCAUUGCUCGGUGUAUAUCAAUCUCCCCCACUCUUUAUUUUCUGCACUAAGGUGGGCAUAUAGAAGUGUGAUCAUUCUCUUAGGUGCCACUUCAUCUGUGCAUAAUUUCUCAAAGAAAGUCAGCCUUCUCAGGGCUGCUGCUCUAAUAUAUCGAAAAAAAUCUGCUGGGGUUAAAUGGUUGCCUUGUUAUAUUUCCACAAACUGGAUGAUCUCUCCGUUUCGAUAUAACUGAUGGAUCCGCUGUAGUCCGGUUCUUUCUAUGUUUCGAAAGACCCUUGGAGCCAUUCCGGGUAGGAACUCCCUGUUUCUAAGUAGUGGAGUAAGAGGGGAGGGGGUCGACAUCAACCCGUACUUGGCAUUAUUCGAAUCCCAUAUAUGGAGCGAGUUGAGUAUGGCUGGACAAGUCACUCUUAUCAUAGGUCUAUGUUCCUUAAGAACCCACAUCGUGAAUUGGGGACAUCCGAGCCCACCAGCAUGGACUCAAUCUCCACCCACCUAAUUUCUUCCGGCGGGGAGUGCCACAUAGCUAUCUGCGUCAAUUCAGCCGCAAUAUAGUAAAAUUUUAGGCUAGGUAGGCCCAGCCCCCCUCUAUCCUUGCGUCUAUACAUGAUUUGUCUGGAGAUCCUGUGCCUCUUAUUCUGCCAAAUGAAAUCCCCUAUCGAUUUUUGUAAUGGUGACAGUUGCGUUUUUGUGACUCGGACGGGCAAUGCUUGGAAUAGGAAUAAGAGGCGUGGAAGGAUGUUCAUUUUAACAGAGUUGCUCCGUCCUAUACAAGAGAUGGAUUUGCCUGUCCGUUUUUCCAGGUCUCUUGUCAAUGCCCUUAGCAUGGGAGUAUAAUUGGCAGAAUAUAGACGUUCCGGUUCUGCCGUUAGUUGAAUACCUAAGUAUGUCAAGGAGUCUUUUUUUUUUUUUUUUCAUCCGGAUAUUGUAAGUCUCCUGUGUUCUAACUGUUUCUGCCUCCGUUAGGCCUACUGACAUAGCGCUGGAUUUGUGGAUAUUCGCUUUAUAUCCGGCACCUCCCCGUAUUCUGUUAUUACCUCCUGCAGUACCGACAUCGAAGCUGUCGGGUCUGUUAUGGUCAGGAGGACGUCGUCCGCAUAUGCCGAGGCAGUAAAUUCUUUAUCUCCCACUGUGAUUCCUCUGAGGUUCGGGUGUUUGCGUAUUGCUUGUAAUAAGGGUUCCAGCGCCAACACGAAGAGAAGAGGGGAGAGUGGGCACCCCUGUCUGGUCCCGUUGUAUAGCCUAAAUGGUUUCAGCAGGGCUCCCGUUAUCUGUACCUGUGCCCUCACCGUAUAAUACAUCGCCCUUAUGACAGUUAUGUAUUCCUCCAGGAAGUCCAGAUCCUUCAACACUGAGAACAGAAAUUGCCACCUAACCCUGCCAAAGGCCUUUUCUGCGUCGAUGGACGCAAAAUAUUUUUUUUUAAUUUUUUUUUUUUUAUCUUGCUUAGAGUAGAAGGGUCACUUCAAGCAACACUAUAACUUUUAAAAAAACAUUUUAUUUUUUUUUAAUACAUUGUAGUGCAAGGAAUUGGUUUUCCCUUGUCUUCCUCCACGUCUUUAAGUUGGCAAUUUGCAAAUUGUCCCUGAAUGCCAUUAAACACCUUGCCUCCUCUUUAGGGCUUUGAUAGGUGGCUGGAGAAAUACUGUGCACUUCUCAAUUUUUACGAAACCAUGAAUGCGGCUGAUAGCAGCUGUGGUGUAUAUAUAUAUAUAUAUAUAUAUAUAUAUAUAUAUAUAUAUAUAUAUAUAUAUAUAUAUAUAUAUAUAUAUAUAUUUAUUAUUUUUUUAUUUUUUUUUAUUAAUUGGUAGAAGCACUAAUCGUAUUUGAAGGAUGUAACUACUGCUUGGGGUUGAACAACAUAUCCCUUAAAUAAGCACUCAACAGAGGUAUAUGGAAUAAGAGCUGACGUCCUACACCAGUACGCAAAGCUCCUGAUUGGUGGGGGCUCUUCCUGUUAGGGAAAUGUGGUUGUUUGAUGUUUGUUUUUGGAACAGCAUUAACCUUAAAGGUGGGAAAUGUUUAAAUUUCUUCUGUCGUUCAAGAUUUGUAUUUAUUUUUUACAUUUGUGUAUUGAAAUCAAGGACACUUCCAGCAUGUAAUGUCCUUUGACGUUUCUACGGAGAGAACAGAUGAUGUUGAAUAAAGAAUUCCAUGAAUUCCUCCAAUAACACGUGGUGACUAAUAAAUUAUGUUGUCACUGAAAAUGAUGUAAAGUUCUUUUUAUUUACCCUGUUAAAUGUGCUUUUUCUGUUGGACUUCCAUUUUGUCCUCAAUGUUCUAAAAACAGGUGUACUAUUGGUUCGACAUCAGCGAUGGUUUCCAAGUUGUUGCUUCGCUAAAGUAGUUAAGCCUUUGAAAUAUAUAUUUUUUUAAAUCUUUUAUUUAAUAACAGUAGAUAUGACCCACUAUAUUGUAUUAUUCAGCUGACCUUUUCUUUCUAGUCUUGCAAGAUUUCUGCCUCUUCUGACAGUCCUACAGACUAAAUGAUUGAUUAAAAAAAUAUAGCUGUAGGAUUAUGAUGGCCUAUGAAUGGUUGCUGCCUUUGGAAAUAUGUUUAAUAUUUUAUAAUAGAACUACCAUACCGCCACAUUGCUACCAGUGUUAAAAAUGUAUGUACACACAUCACAUAGAUCAGUAUUUUCCUCCUCAAUAGCUACGUUUUUUUUGUUGUUUUUUUUUCCUCAAUACAUUUACACAUAAACCAAUUGCUGCAAACUUUGAGGUUGAUGCUCACACUAUUUGCACCAUAACCUCCACGAUGGCCAAUAGUGCUUAUGGUCCUUAAUAAAGGCGGUCAAUGCUUGUGAUCUCUUCAGAUACAUCUUAAUUACUUUGAGAAGGUACACAGCAGGGUUUGUGAGAGUUGAAGUUCAGGUGUCCGCUUUCCUGAGUAUGUAUGGAACGUUCAGCACUCAUACUGAAUGUUCUUGGAGUCUCAGGAUUGGUUGACUCUCUGCUUGGCUUGUCGAGAGCUUUUUACAGAAGGUUUAAAUCCUGGAACUUCAAAGAUGAAAAUCUUUUCACAGUUUAUUAAUUUUUAUUUUUUUUAUGUGUAAUAAACCUCAUCCACCCCCAAAUUCUUUCCUCUGAGAUUCACUGCAAGAUCUCUGAUGUAGGGGUUCACAAAAUAACUCGGUGCUAGUAUGCAUUAUAGGUUCCACGUUCAAUCCAAACAGCAUUCCUAUUUAGUCAGGGUGAUCGCUCCUGAGAGGAACAAUGAGCCAAGAUUUUAUGAUAUUAAGUUUUAGUUAAUUUAUUUGUAUGUCAAAAAUUUACGAAGCAGGCUUAGAAUGAAGGGUCCCUCAUCCUUUUGGAGGGCUGUCACGUUAUAUCACUUUCCGGAAUUUAUUGUGUUUAAGAAAUAUUUUUAUUUGGGAGGUGAGAAAAUAUUGGUUUUGUGUUAUUCAUUGUCAUGAGCUCCGUCCUUUGUACCUGGUAGUCCUAAAAAAAAAAAAACCUAAAACAAUGUAUCUGCAAUGUUUGCCAGGCUUUGCCUUUUCCGAACUGGAUUGUGAUGUCCUUCUCUAAAUCUUUUAAGAACUUAAGUAAAAAAAAGUUAUAGAUCUUCUUCUUGUAUUCAAUGAUGUCAAUCAAUUCCAGAGACAUGAAAGUCCCCUUUAAAAAGGAUAGCACAACCAUUCUCUCAAGGCACGCACAGCUCACUUGUACUGACUGCAAUGCUUGUCACCCAAAAACAAGAUGACACCUACAGAAUGAGUGUUGCCGUGUGGGACAGUAGCUCUAAAACCUAAAACUUGCCCAGUUUGGUCUGUUGGAGUGCCAAUAAAAUCCGAUCCCUGGCCUGUAACAUUUUAAUUACAUUGGAUUAGGCAAAUUCCUUUCUUUCAGGAUAGAAUUGGUGUAAGAACUUUUAAUGCAGGUUCAGCCCAUGUUUUUGUAACAUCAUAACCUAUUAUAUUAAAGGGACACUAUAGUCACCAAAACAACUUUAGUUUAAUGAAGCAGUUUUAGUGUAUAAAUCAUGAUCCUGCAGUCUCACUGCUCAAUUAUCUGCAAUUUAGGAGUUAAAUCCCAUUUGUCUCUGUCCAUGCAGCCUUAGCCACACCUCCCCUGUCUGUGACUCUUCCACACCAUGCAUAAAAAAAAAAAAAGUAAAAUAUGGUAUCACUUUUAAUUAGAUGUAACUUACUUUAAAAGUUCUUAUUGUCUGCUCUCUAAAGUGAUAAAGGGGAUAAUACAUUUUAAAUUAAAUAGACUUUACAAUGAAGGAAGUAUAAACAUUAGCUGACUCUUUACAGGAAGUGUUUAGAAAGGCUGUGCAAGUCACAUGCAGGGAGGUGUGACUAGGGUGCAUAAACAAAGUGAUUUAACUCCUAAAUGGCAGAGAAUUGACCAGUGAUGCUGCAAGGAAAUGAUCCUUACAUCAAAACUGCUUCAAUAAGCUUAAGUUGUUUUGGUGACUGUAGUGUCCCUUUAAUAUUUUUUUUAAUGCAAUACUGCAAUGUAUUAUAGCUUUGGUGGUUGGAUUCUUUUUUAUUUAUUUUUUACUUUGUCACAGUUUUCAAUCUUGCAAUGACGUUGUUUCUACUAAUAUACAUUUACUUUGUUCACUAUGUGGAAAAGUGCACGCUUUGCAUUUCUUAUUUGUGUGUACCUCUUUGUCUGUUUUCGUUAAUGGGUGUUUAGCGGCUGAAUACAGAAAAUAAGCAGUUUACCCCUUAGUAUUACCCCGCAUAAUUCUGGAAAUAUCUGAAUAAUUGCUGAUGUUUACUGAACAGCAUAAUGGCUAUUAAUACAAUAUAAUCUGCAGUCACCCAACACAAUUGGCACACACAACCUGCUGUAUUAAAACAGGUCUAAAUAACAAAAAUCUGGAGCACUCAAAUGAUCUGGAUCGUAGGAUAUCCAAAUCUGGAGGGAUGCAGGGGCAGUUUUUCCUUUUCCAAGCAGUUUCCACUAGUGGCUACAAAUAUGGUGAUAUUAACCCUUUGUGAUAUUUAUUAACCAAUCGAGACCUAUAAGAAUGAGCACUAAUCAAUUUCCUCUUCUCCAAAAGGCCAAAUCAAUGCCUCUAGAUUGAAGAAAUAUAUAUAUUUUAUUUUCCUGUCUCAAUCGAAAAGGUCACAAUGAUGUACUUGUUACUGAAGACUUCUGACACAGUCCCCAAAUAAACCCAUAUCUAUCUAUCCUGAAAGUAAGCGCGGUGCUCAUGUUUGCUUGGACUUGAGUCGUAAGCCGGUCAAGUUCAUGUUUCACAGAUGACAAUUCCUUGCCACACAAUGAACGAGUCUGCUGCGCGCAAUUAAUCUUCCUUUUUUUCUCCCCCCCUUUGCUUCCAAGGUAAAGUGCAAGACUGCAGUUUCACAUUUCACAGGUCCCUGCGAAUCCAGGAAUUGUUCAGUAAAAUAGUAGUUUUGUUUCAGCGAAAAUUUGCUUUUCCCUGCUCCCAAAAUACAUAGGAAUACGGAUGAUAAAAUACUUCUCACACUGCUCUGUUACGUAAAUUUGGCACUCUAAGUGCUCACUAUUUUUGUACAGAAAUUAAGCUGAAGUGGUCUGGGUGCCUAUAGUGGUCCUUUAAGUUCUAAGAUUAGAUAUAUUUUGAUAACCAUGGACACCACUGCGAUUCUCCUUGCUUUACUUUUAGAACUUUGCUUCAGUGUUGUAUGUCAGGGCCAUAUACGAAUAAUGAAUUCCUAAACAUCGUAUAUCUGUAGUCAUUUAGUGACUGAAAAUAUUCUCAUCGUAAUGUGGGUAAAUGCCAUUUAAAACUGAAAUAACCAUAUGACUGAUGGUCUUGACUUCCACCAUUGCAUUGCCUCUCAGAGCACUCGUAGAGCUUGGAAUAGGAAUUUUAAAUGCUUUUUAAAACAAGCCUUUAAAUCCGAUUAUCUGAAAUGAUUCAUGAAUCCUAUAUGAUGCCCCUAGAGUUUGCAGUUUGUUGCUACAUAGCAAUGUUUUGUUAGCCAACCAGCAUGUUCGGUGUAACAAGGACUGGUCAAAAUACUGGCUCCUGGAUUUCAUAACUUGUCCCUCCCCCUCCACACACAAACACCAUAAGCAUUUUGUGAUAACGGGUGAGAUUGACGAAUGUUUAAUACUGAGAAGUUUCCUAAGAACAGAAUGUUCGCUGCUUGGUUGCUUCAGAAACCUGGUCUUUCUUUGAGCCCUGGGCAGAUGUCAGAAAUCUUAUAGCACUACGCCAAACAGUUUUUCAAAGUACAGAGAUCUGGCUGAGCAAGCAGAGGUAUAUGUACGAAAGGUUGCACUUUUAAGAGCAUUUAAUAGACCCAGAUUAAAUGGCUGGAGUUCAGAGCUUUAACCACUGUAAUAAAACCAAAUCUUCAAGGUCAUACGUACGUUUGUUUAUUUUUCUUUCUGUUCAAUGUUAAGAUAAUUUCCAUAGUAUGAAGGACUUUGUUUUGCUGCGCUAAUUUUCUUUUGAGAUGUAUAUUAUUUUUCCUCUGGCCCAUUAAACUAUAGGGGAUCUUUGAGUGUUUUAUUUUGCUGAAUAUUUUCCAUAGAAGUAGCCGUUACUUUUUAAGGCAUCCUAUAGCUCAUGAUAUGUAAAAACAAAUACAAAUAUUACAUGUCAAUUAGGGUUACUUGGCCAGAUAUGCACCUUCAUCAGGGCUAAACGUAUGCCAUGUCGCUUCGGCCAAUGUUUUUAUUUUGUUAUUAAUUACAGUAAGUGGGUUAGUCGCUGUAUUCUGGGAUCAUCACGACUUAUGAGUGCUGGUGUCCUACUCUCCAGCAUGAAGGUGCCAUUAUUGAAGACAUAGAAAUGUAAAUAACGAAACUUCUACUCAAAAUAUCUUUCUUUGCCUGCGAUUUGAUUAGCACAAUUUGUAGAUUUAUUGACAAUAACACCCCUUCAAUCAAAGAUUCGUGGAACAUUCAUUUUGCUGGCCAGUAACGAUUUUAGGGCUGCAAUGUUGUAUACAUAUUUUGUAGGUUAUGAUAUUGUCAGUCAGACCAGUGUGUUUGGCAGUUUGCUUUUCAGCAUAAUUUACUUUACAGCACUGAUUUUUACACCGACACACACACACAGAUUGUGAUACAGGCUAGUGAUACAGUAUUUAAAUAACACUAUAAUAUUAGGAAUUACUUGUAUUUGUAAUGCUAUGACGUCUGUUACAAAGUCCCUUCUGUCUACUACAUCCCUGUUACUUUGUGCUUAUUUCCCCAAAAACUUUUGCAGGUCAUACAUAUGUUCGAAUGACCGACCACCUGGCCCUUGGCGCGUGCCGCCAAUUAACACUGUUCACCUCUCACAAUACAGAACCACCCAAUUGAACGGCCGACCACCCUACCUGAGGAGUGUGCCCCUGGUUAACCGCCCAUGUAGAGUGUACCGACCCCUUGCAGGACACUAUGGCUGAGGGCUCUUGGACUAAUAACGGCCGAAUAGCCCUCAGGACAAUCUUUACCCCCAUGGCGUUCCCAUACCAUUCGUGAGAUCUGAGCGUUUUUCAUAUAUUUUGUGCGCUCCGAUCCCAGCUGUCUGGGGAUAUUUUGAUGGUGACAAUUAAAGAACAUGGUGUAAAAGUUAUAUAUUUUUAUAUGUAUAAAAGUUACAAUAUUGCAUGUACCUGGAGACAAUUGAAUUACUGUAACUGUUGUGACUAAUUAUCUCCAGGCUAGAGGGGAGGGUUUGAAAAGAUGCACUUUGUCGUCAUUGGUUGUUGCUCUUUGUCAUUCUGUGUACCAUCAGGUCCAGAGGGGUGUUCCUCUGGCCUGAAAAUAUGUAUUUAAGCAGUGCAUUGCCAAUCAAUAAACCAGUGUUCUUACCCUCAACUCGCAGCCUCGACUCGUGUUGUAGGAAAAUGCUUUAUACUAGUUCUACCUACAUCUAGCUGGAUGUUCCACACUUACAGGAUUAUUGCUGGAUGCUGCUUGGAGUUUCUCUACUACUCUCCAGGAUUGGGAACCAGGACAUCCAAGUGGUCCACCCUCCAACCGUAACAACGCCCUUGUUUCUACUCAUAUACAUAUUACACCCCCUUUUCCGUUUAAUUAAUAAAAUAAAGAUUUUACUUGCCUUUUUUCUAGCACAAAAACUAUUUCAGCUUGUUUACCUCUCCUCCCGCGACAUCGAGGAGGCAUGGUAUUGAACCAGUGCUCUACUAUGAGCUUCCACGUCACAUGACUGGGUUUUCUUUGACAAAAUAACGUAAAAUAUUAAUCUUGAAGUCUCCAUCACUAUAGUAAUUUGGGUAUUCUGAGCAGGUGUCUGGAAUCACACUAAUGUGUUCCUAUUACAACCCAAUGAAAUGGUUAAAGUGGUACUAUAACCAUUUUAUCUAAUAGAAUUGGUUAUAUUGCCUGAAGUCCCUUCUUUCAGGAAGUUUAACGUUGAAUAAGGCUCCCUGACCACCUACAGCACGGCACCCAAAGAACUAAUUUAUUCUAGCCAUACCAAAACAUACCAGAAAUGGGUGGCUGGGAUAGGCUUAAAGCAGUCAGCUGACUUUCUCGACCAAUCACUGUCAAUCAUUGCUGCACAGGCUGAUGCUUCCUCAUUAGGCCAAGUAGCACAGAGGGGAUGUACUGCUGGGGACUCUUAUAGCAUUAAAACAUUUAAAUGGUUUAACAUUGAACAGAAGGACAGCUCCAGGGGACUCCAGACACUAUAACCACUUCAGUGAGAUCAACCAGUUAUAGUGCCUACCCUUUUAAGAGACACUAGAUUUGAUAAUUGUCCAAUAGAUGCCAUCUGCUCAACCAAUGACUAAAUAAUCCAUAAAGCUUUUUAGUAAAAGUGGUGGAAAGAAAGUUUGCUGGUCUCCCUUAAGUCUAUUGCAUUGUCAAUGGUCAUAGGCUGUAGUUAUAGGCUAAGGCUUAGCACCCCAUUGGAAUCAAAUGACCACUUUUAAACCUUGCAUGGAGAGGUUACAUUGAAGAUUGCUACGAGUUAUCUAUUACCAUGACCUGCUGAUACUCUCUUUAGAUUCCACAACCAUCACUUAAAAAAAUAUGAAAUAUGCUUUUCCUAUGUAUAAGUUACAAAUAAUUUUCUUUCCACAAACAAAGCAUGUAAUCUAUUGAAUGGCUGCCGGCAGCACUCUGCAAUAUCAGGCUAUACUCAAGGCACCAUGACCACUUCAGUUAUUUGUUUUCCUAUGCCUGCAGCGUCAUUUGGGGGUCAUUAGCAAGCCCGGAAGAACUUUUUUGGGCUAGGUAAUAUCAAUUCUGCAAAUAUUGGACCCCUGUUGUCACCACGUGCAGCAUGCUAGCGAUAGGUUUACAUUGGAGACACGCCAACACCCUAUUUGCGUGCUGCCCUUGUUCUCCCCUGGCAGUUGUGUAGAGAGGCUCGGGGAGAACUUGGCCGGGCACUGGUCUAGAGGUAAGUAACAGUGUUUUUAUUUUUUAACAUUGGGGGGACUAGCACAGCAGUCGCUACUCUAACCAAAACUAGUAUUUACUUUAUUUAAAAAAUUUUUGGUUGGAGUAACCUUGUAAGACUGAGCAUUCUGUAGUUGACCUUAUCUGUAAUGAAGUGGUGGCUCUUCUUUGGAGCUGCAUCUGUUUGGACUACAUCUUACUUUAUGGCUGGCUGAUCCACAAAAAUAGAAUCCCCCCAAACCUACCUGCUAUAGUGUACUGAAUACACUGAUAUAUUCACAAAGGGUCUACUCUUCCUAUUUUAAAAUUCCUUUCUUUAGGUGUCAGUUUGCUCCUGUGCUAUGCACUGCAUGAUGUUUUACCCAGUGGAUGAAGCUUACAUCGUGUGUUCUGAUUUAGUGAUGACGAGUGCCAUUCUUUCUUUGCAGGUCAUUCUUCGAUCUGUUGUUUUUCCUUCUUUCUUGAGGCUAGAAAUGUAAAAUGGGCAGCAGUUUUUUGCAUCCUAUGGUUGAACGCGUCCCUGUAAAUAGAAACCCUAGGUUACAUGAGGACAUUCAUUCAAUCGUAGAAAAAUCUGCAAUGCAGUUGUGAUCGUGUAAAGUUUCAUUUUAUAGAUUGGUAUAAUGUGUGACAUGUACACAGAUAACACAAAUGUUAGCUGUGUGCUUUCUUGGCCAAUGAAUGACGUGUUCUUCAGACAUAACUACUGGGUUUAUUUAAGUGCAGGGGACAAAUGUAUUUCUGGGCUUGUAAAAGAAUAACAGAACAUAUUUACAUUGCUUUCAGUCCCAUAUUGGUACUUUCAUCCACAUGCCUUGAUAACAUUCCUGUACAGGGAAUGGAAUGUCAAAAUGCUUCUAAUAUGUUCUGUUUUAAUCCCAGUAACACAUUAUUCCUUUAAGAUCUAACCUAUAUUGUUCUCAUCCUGUGGCAUUUGGGAUCAUCAAAAGACCUCUUAAGGAGCCACAGAAAUGCAUUUGGUUUUAUAUUUUAAUAACUUAAUAGCGUUUCACAGAUUUAUUUUUUUCUUUUAAAAAAUAAAUAAAUACAAAAAUGGACAGUCGUGUGUGUGUGUGUGUAUAUAUAUAUAUGUGUGUGUGUGUGUGUAUAUAUAUAUAUAUAUAUAUAUAUUAUAAUAUAAUUUAUUCAUCCUCUUUUUUUCUUACAUCUUCUAAACAACCCCAAAAACAAAACAAAACCGUAUCUAAAAUUAUAUCCCAAGCAGUGGCUUUUUACAUGAUGAUAUUUUUUUAUUUUAUUUUUUAUGUGAAAAAUAUAGAAUGGCUUUAGAGUCCAAGUGAAACUUGUUUGGAGAUCUAUUUUUUUUUUUUCUUUCUCUUUAGCUGUUGGUCUCUUGUGUCAGACCAAAAGAGCUAUGUUGCGUUACAGUGCCUGCUCCCUGCAAAGGUUAAACCUGGACAUCCGUUUUUCAGGAAACCAUUGAAGUGCUGUAUCUGGCACAAACACACCUCCCGUGUCAUGUGUGAUGUCACCUCUUUUGCUUGUAGAAUGAGUUUCACAGCUCAAACAGGUAGCUUGGGGGGAGUUUGACACUAAAACCUAUUAAUAGGAAUUGUGAAGCAUGUUUGGAAGACUAGACCAGUGCUAUGUAAUGCACUUAAAGGAGCCAUAAAGCCUUUUCCAGAUAGGAACAUACAUGUCUUGUUCUGGAAGAAGCAGGAUUUAUUUAGGUUUAAGAAAAAUAAGAUAACACACACACACACACGCUCGGGUAUUCUUUAGGCAGGUCAUUUUUGUCACGUUACAAUGUAUGUAAUGAGCACUGUGAUGUGUCUGUGAAAAACGAUACUUUGCACAUUUCAUUCUCUGUACGUAUUUUAUAGAUCUUUGAAGUGCAUGAAUUGUAAGCUCUUUUUGAGCACACCUAUGUGUUGAUGCUUUGACUAGGUGACUUGCCAGUGUGAGAUGGUUGGGGAAGAGGGGGAUUUAAUUGUCCUUGUUAUUGGAUGCCUACUAAAUGGAGACACCCAGAUAUGUACAUUAAAAUGGGUGAGUAGAACAGAGGCAGUCCUCAGGUUUAGGGCUAUAUCUAAUGGCAGUGAGUCUCUUGCGUAAACUAGGAUCAUUUAGCAUUAGACUCACGCUGACGUUACAUGAAGUAUCUCUGUCUGUUUUACAGACUGAAAUAGAAACAUGGAAUGUGACGGCAGAUAAGAACUAUUCGGCCCAUCUAGUCUGCCUAAUUUUCUAAAUACUUUCAUUAGUCCCUGGGCCUUAUUUUAUAUCUAGGAUAGCCUUAUGCCUGUCCCAUGCAUGCUUAAACUCCUUCACUGUUUUAACUUCUACCACUUAAGCUGGAAGGCUAUUUCAUGUUUCCACUACCCUCUUAUGUAUGUAUGUUUUGUUGCACUACAUGAUAAAAAUUAACAUGCAAAUAGCUUUACAGAGCUUACAAAAGUGUUUUGGAUCUUAUUGGGUUCCUUUAAAUCUUAAACUGUAUAGAAGUUAAAGAAUGGCGUGCAUGUGCGUGUGUGUGUGUGUGUGUGUGUGUGUGUGUGUAUAUAUAUAUAUAUAUAUAUAUAUAUAUAUAUGUGUGUAUGUCUGAAUUAACCAACGCAUAACAUUGUUAAAGUGGCACUGUCACUGUCUGGGGACUUUGCAUAAUUUGCAAAGACCCACAACAGUGACAUUGCCUCAGGUGGUCCAGUGGCAGGGGGCAGACCAAGGUUAGUUUUACUUACCUGAAACUGUCAUUUGCAAGCGCCGUCAUCUUCUUCUGGCCAGCCCUCUUCUGCUCCUGGAGCUUCAGCGUCAGGAGCCAGUCACCUCAUUGAGGUCUUUGAAGGAUCCUGAAAGACCACUGGAACCACCAUACAUACAGUUAAUAUCCCUGCAACCAUCACUGGUGACGGCUGGGGGGAUUGACUCUUCUAGACAGUGGUAGCUCCGCUCAGAAUCAAAGUAUCAUGCAUAGAAAAUAUAAUAUUCAGUACCACUUUAAUAUUUAGUUUCACAGUAAGUACCCCAAGAUACAAGUGAUCCUAUGAGUGGUAGGAGCCUGAAAUGUUGUUAGCUACAGUAGGGAUUGUGGCCAAUAAGGGAUAAGUGAUGGUACCAGGCCAUUGCCAAUGUCAUACUGUAUUAUCUUCUAUUGUAUCAGAUGUAGUCCAUCCCAUUGCUACUGCCCUCUGUGUAUCCUUAAUUUUUUUUUUUUUUAAUUCUUUAUUUUUGCAGUGCGUAUAGUGGUUACAGGUAUGCAUAUGGUACCCCAACGGCAUUCCAUAUGCUAAUUUCAAGACAUUAGUUACAGUGGGGGUUAGGUAGACAAUGCACUUUUUUUUUGAUAUUGCGUAAUGAUAACAAGCUAAUAGGUGUUGCUGAAUGGUAUAACAUGUUAGAUUAGGAUUUCGUUUAGCUCAACUUUUUGCACAUCAUAUUGUAGUUAUGUUGCCAUGACAGUAAUCUAAGACAUAGAGGUCACUUAGCUGUAGGAUUAAUGCGCAUUUUUAUGAUUAAGUGAAGUAUGCGUUACAGGCUAAGCUCAUAUAUGCUUUAUGCAGGGGAAGUUCUGUAGUUAGUACCAUCUAUGGCUAGGAUCACCAUCCUGCAAGUACUGUAAAGCUUACAAUGCUGUGUUUCAACGAGUAGCAGUAAUAAUAGGAUUAAAAAAAAACUUGUUAAGUAGCUUAACUAACAGAGUUAAAUUAAAUGAAACAAGUGAAUAACAGUUUAUGCUUGACGUUGCUAGAUUGGCUAUAGUAGGUAGUUAGAUCCACAAGACUUGGUACAUGCUAGCUGAGUCAUCGCUGUAGUUACUUAAGUAGAUGGAGAUCCUAUAUUUGCAUAUAACCUCUGAAUUUUUAACAUUUGCUUAUAACCGUUGCUUAUUACAUUUGCCUACAUCAUCUUCACAUAGUAUUUGCAAGAGAAUUAGAAUGUAGCAUAGAAACAAGUAAAGCAAAGCAUAUGGCAAACUAUGUGUGUUAGAGCAGUAAAAAUGCAUUAUAAAUGUGAGAGUCACAGAUCUGCAAACUGUUUGUGUCCACUGGGUCCCUGCAUGUAGGUCACUCCGUUCCCCUUGUCCUGCUCCGUCGGGCUGCUGGAGACAGUGGGCUGAGAGGUAUGCCUGCUUUCCUGGGUUAGAGUGUGUUUGCUGUGCUCAUGUGAUAACGCAGGGUGUAGUGUGUCAGUGAGCCGAUCCUCAGUGCCCGGUGCUGGUCAUGUCGUGCUCUCCUGUCUCGCCUUAUGGCUUGCGCCCGCACUUGUCUCUCCUGUUCUGGGUGUGUUGCGGCAGGUGGGUAGCUGGGGACUGUGUAGCACUACUCUGUUGGGGUGCCUUGUUGUCUUGGUUGAGGGUUGGGCAGGUGUACCCCGUCACUGGUUGCCUGGUCGCUGGAGCUCCAGUCCCCUUUAGGGGGUGAAGUGCUGCUCAGAUAGCCGAGAGGCAGUUUGGCGGCCAUUUUAGGUUCUGGGCCUCGGAGUGCGCUCUGCAGGUUUUGGUGGUGGACGCUUCGUUGCCCCCCAGUGGGGACCGGGAUAUCCCCCCCGGUCCAGAGGGGGGGGAAGGGGCCUGUGAGGUGUGCCCCAGAGCUGGCAUGUGGCGGCCUGCUAGGCAAGUAGGCAGGGUGGCGGCCGUCCAUCCCGCCUCUCUCACGUGGAGGCCGCAAGCUCCAAAGCCUUGUAGGACCUGUGGGGCCCCAAAACUCCCGAUCUUGGAGCCCGCUGUUGCGCCAGCUUUAGCUCCGGCACCUUGCUGUUUCCCUCCAGUUCUAAUCUAGGCUGUAAGCCCAGACCAUCGGUCGAAAAGGCCAUAUAUCCGCAGGAGCCUCUCCCUCAUGCGACCGGUCAGCAUGGCGGGCAGGCCCCGCCCCCGUAUCCUUAAUUUUUUAUGAAGAAAGGUAGCGUAGCAUGCGUUGCCUUUCCCCACUGCUUUGUCUCUGUGUAAACUGGGGGUGUCUAUUUCUCCCUAAAGCAUAAACCAUUUCCUAACCAGCUCGAAUCUGAUGCCAGUAUUCUAUUAAUGGAACGCUCUAACCUGUAUCCCUAGUUAGAUUCAGGGCACUCCAGUUUCCUUUGCACUGUUCUCUCCUCCUCCUGUGACAUCAUCAAGGUGGCAUGGCUUCAUUGUCACUUAUCCAAUCCAAGCAUUGGGAACUUGAUAUGCAUGCACACACAUCCAGUGCUUGUUACAUGAAGGCAUUGAAUAUAGUGCUUUCCUAUGAGCUUCAGUGUCACAUGACUGAGUUUUACUCGGUCAGUGCAGAAGAAGCACCUCUAGUGGCUGUCUGGAGGAUAACCACUAGAGAUGUGCUUGACCCUGCAAUGUAAAAAUUGUGGUUUCUAACAGAAUUGCAAUGUUUUAUAAUGCAUAGUUUAAAAAGUCAGGAUCACUUCAUGGAGUGCACAGCACCACAUCAUGCUCUUCAUUUGUGAUUGGUCAAAUGUUUGGGGAGCAACAAUUGCCCAUUGUUUUUCCAUGAUUUAUCUACUUUGAAUCUUUUGCCCAGAAUUGCUUUAUAAACACAAUCCUUGUAGUCUAUUAAUGUUUUUGUUUUUCUUUUUUUUCUUUCCUGUGAGAGAGUGUAUACACACACUCUAAUACUUAAUAGUAAGUAGAUAAAUAUUGUCAUAUAAUGUCUCAACAGACUGGUUUAUAGAACACAUGAUUAACAAAAUAAACACUGCUGGAAGGUAUUUGAUAAUCUCAAACUAUGUCAAUUCAUUGUAGCAAUGUUCUUUAGAUUAGCAUACUAUGGAGAAACCGGUCUAUGACUUUUGUUGUAGCUUUGUGUACAUCAGUCUGUAGGUGUUACAGGUUAUUGGAUGAGGUCUGUUUUUGUUAUGAAAUUUGUCAGCUCCUUGUCAUAAUUGUACCAGACAAGGUCCAUCACAGGUAGUUUUAGUUUAGAACUAUUGAAGUAUAAACUAAUUAAUGAAAAAUAAAUCUACAAGAUCCAUUACAAAAUGUAAUUCUUCUCUCAAAGGAAAAACCAGUUUGAAGGGAUGUAUUGUACUUACAGAAAUAGACUGGUUAUCAGUGCCAGGUAAUUAUUGGUUUCUGCUGUGUCUAAAGAUGUCAAGAAAGGUUUUUACAAUUCCAGUCCUCAGUCUCUUGAAGUCAGGCAGGAAUUAUGGAUGUAUUCCCACAAAGCCAGGUGGAUCAAUCCCAAUGAUUGUGUGGAUCACCUGUGUUCAAAAGCGGAUUUCUGCAAAUCUCUGCUACAGGGAUUGAAUUAUGAACUAACUUUUAAAAACACAAUUAUAUCUAGUAAAUGUCUCCAUAGGUUCCGUGUAUUCUCUCCCCCACCAUCAUCACCAUCAGUUCAGUUGAAAACCAACAGAUACAUUGUGAAGAACAUCAUGGAUCGAUAAAAGGUGCAAUGUGUCUAUUUGUCAUAGUCCUAGAGCAGUCGACUUGCAUAAAUGGCUAUGUAGAAACAUAGAAUGUGACUGCAGAUAACCAUUCUACCAGUUCAGCUGGAAGGCUAUUCCAUGCAUCCACUACCCUCUCAGUAAAGUAAUACAUCCUGAUAUUAUUUUUAAACCUUUGCCCCUCUAAUUUCAAAGUGAAUGGUGGAGACAAAAGUUCUAAACCUUCUUGAAUUAAGCAAAUGUAUACUCUUUUAAGGGAAAAGUGGUUCUUACCCAAUCACGUUUGGUGUAAAAAAAAAAAAAUUAAAAUUUUUUUUAAAACUUUUAAAGGCACACAAUAGUCACCAAAACAACUUUUAAACUUGUUUUUUCCUGGCACUAUAGUGUUACUAGGUCCCCCCCCACCCUCGUGGCCCCCCUCCUACCGGGCUCUAGGGGGAAGAAGAGGGUAAAGUAUUAACUUUCUCCAGUGCCGGGCUCCCUCAGCGCUGGGGACUCUCCUCCCUCUUGAGCCGCGUGCGCAUUUAGUCAGUCAAUAGGAAAGCAUACUCAAUGCUUUCCUAUGGACGCUGGCGUCUUCUCACUGUGAAAAUCACAGUGAGAAGCGCCUCUAGCGGCUGUCAAUGAGAGCCACUAGAGGCUGGAUUAACCCUAUUGUAAACAUAGCAGUUUCUCUGAAGGCAGGGUUAAUCCUAGAUGGACCUGGCACCCAGACCACUUCAUUAAGCUGGAGUGGUCUGGGUGCCUAUAGUGGUCCUUUAAUGACGAUAUGAAGAUCUAUAUUCCCCCCCCACCGGUGGCACUAUAAAUGAUUUAUUUUUGCAAGUUCUCUAAUGCAAGGCUAUGAAAGAGCCUGUCAUAGAGGUGGGCAGACCGUUGUCCCAUUUACUACUCAGAACAGGAAGGACACGUUUUGAUUAUAUUCUAAUGAUUAGUUGGCAAUAUGGUUAAGGAUCUAGGUGUAGUUGUGCUUCACUUCCUGUUUACAUGAUGUAGCCCCUAUCAAGCCCAAAGCCUUAAAGACCUUACUACAUUUUAAUUUUUUUCUUCUCUUCAUUUCAGACGUUACCAGCCUCUUAUUUUCUUUCAAGCUUUCUGCAUCUCAGGCAUUGUUAUAUUAAUCAUCAUCACUGUUUUCUCUCCCCUCUUUUUCCUAUUUAUAUGACUUUAAUUUAUAUAAAACAUUAAUAUUACUCAUUAACAAAGAGAAAAAACAAACUAUGACAUAAAGCAGACAAACACAACAUUCACACACGAUGUGUGAAUAGUCUCUCUGCAUUGCUAUUCAAAAUACUGAUAUAUGAGAAAAAAAAUGUAUUUUCUUUUUUUUCUUUCCCUUUUCUUUUCUCCUCACCUUCCCCCCUCUUUUUUUCUCUUUCCUUCUUUUUUUCCCCUUUUCUUUCUUCCCUCUUUCUCUUUCCUUUUUUUCCUCCCUUUCUCCCUAUUCCUUUUCUCUUCCCUUCCUUUCCUCUUCUAUGUAUAUUAAUCUACCGCCGACAAGUUUUUUUUAACCACUUAUUUAUGUGAAAUUUGUUUUCUUCAGGUUUCUAUUCAAACCUGGUGACUAUUGUGUGCCUUUAAAUGUUUGUAAUUAUUUUUUUAUUUUUUUUUACACCAAACGUGAUUGGGUAAGAACGACUUUCCCCUUAAAAGAGUAUACAUUUGCUUAAUUCAAGAAGGUUUAGAACUUCUGUCUCCACCAUUCACUUUGAAAUUAGAGGGGCAAAGGUUUAAAAAUAAUAUCAGGAUGUAUUACUUUACUGAGAGGGUAGUGGAUGCAUGGAAUAGCCAUCCUAAGUUGCGAAAUUAGUAGGUUUUUAACUAUGUCCCAAUUCGGUAGAUUUUUAGUUCUCCACCUUCUAGCAAUAGAAAUCUUUGCUGCUAUUAAUGCAUGGGUAAAAAAGUGUUGCAAAUCUACAUUAUACGGAUAAAUAUUUAAAUGUAAUAUAAGCAUUUCCGGGGCAAAGGGGAAGUUAGAUCCGGUUACCAUUUCAGUUUUGGACAAGAACACUUUCCAAAAUUCCUUAAGUGGAGGGCAACUCCACCAAAUAUGUACACAAUCUCCCACUCCCCCUUCACAUCUCCAGCAUAUAUCUGUUUUACUCUGGUCUAUUUUGUUUAGACGGCUAGGAAAAAAAUAGUCUGUUAAUGAUCUUAAAAUGUAGCUCCACUAAAUUUAAGCAUUUAUUGUGCCUAGCAACUGUCAGCCAUGCUCUAUUCCAGUCCUGUCCAUCAAUUUUUUGUAUUUUUAGAUCUUUCUCCCAUUUUUUUUAUCGUCGGAAACGUCAAGUCACCCACUAGUUGUCUCAAUACCGAGUUACAUUUAUUUAAUAGGUUUUUCAUGUCCUUUCCUUUCAAUAAGUUUCCCAAUUUAUUAUUGAAUUCCUGUUUCUCUUUAUUUAGAGUUUUAUUCAAAUAGCUUUUAAUCCUCAUAUAGUUAAAUUUCUCAUUUUUCGGGAGACCGAAAUUCAUACAUAUUUGUUCAAUCAAAUGAACCCUGGGUCCUAUUGUUAUAUCUUCUAUAGUUUGUAUACCUGCUCUUCUCCAAUUAUUUAUUCUUAGGUCUUGCAUAUUAUUUUCUAGUAUUGAGAUCGGCAGGGUGUUAAUAAUGUGAUUUUUAAAUCCUGCACUUAUUUUUUAUCUUACUCCACAUUCCUCUAAUGGACUCUAUUAGAACUUGGUUGGCUCUUAUUUGUUUCUCCUUCCUGAGUAAACCAGAAAAGUGUUACUAGAUCCCUACCAUCUGCAAGUUCCUUUUCCACCGCAUACCACCUUUCUAGUUUAGCCCCAGCCAAUUGUGAAGUGAUACUAUGGAAAAGGAUACUUGCUUUAUAGUAUUGUUGUAUGACUGAGAUUCCUACCCCUCCCUUAGGUUGAUUAAUCGAGAGGAGUUUUCUUGCCAUUCUUGGUUUUUUUGCUUGCCAUAUGAACUUAGACCAGGCCUGUUGUAUUAAUAGUAGCAAACUAUCGGGACACUCAGGGGGAUCAUUCUAAACAAAUAUAGCCAUUUUGGUAAGAUGUAAGACUUAAUAAUAUUAAUACGGCCCCACCACGAGAAUUCUAGAUUCUUCCAACCCUUUAGGCGUUUAUUAAUUUUAAUAAGCAAUGGGAGAAGAUUGAUCUCUACUAUUUUCAGUGGGUCAGCACAGAUAUUAAUUCCUUAAUAAUUAAAUGAUUUUUUGACCCAUGCAAAGUCAAAUUUCUUCAUAAUCUCAUUUUUUUCUUCUUUAUUUACAUUUACAGCUAAGAGAGUUGAUUUUUCUAUAUUUAUUUUAUAUCCAGAUACCUGGUAAAACCUUCCAGUGAUUUCCAUAAGUUGUAUUAUAGAUUGUAGGGGGUUUUGUAUUGUUAAUUUAACGUCAUCAGCGUAUAAAUUUAUUUUAAUAUUUUCUUUAUUAACAUCAAAACCUACUAUCCUCUGCUCUUGUCUUAUGGCUAAAGCCAAAGGUUCUAAUGCCAUGAUAUAGAAUACCGGAGACAAGGGACACCCUUGUCUUGUUCCGUUUAGCAAUGAAAACCAUUCAGAUCCGAAGCCAUUUCCUACAACUCUACCAGUAGGUACUGUAUAAAGAGCAGAGAUAUUCUGGAAAAGUCUUCCCUCUAAUCCAAAUGCCUGAAGGGUUUGCCUCAUGAACUCCCAGUUGACCCUGUCAAAUGCUUUUUCAGCAUCUAAAGACAGGGCCAACAUGGGAGCCCCCGUUCUUCCUGCAUGAGUCAAAACAUCAAUCAGUCUUCUUAUAUUAUGGGUAGAUGAUCUACCCGGGACAAACCCCACCUGGUUCCCUAUCUAUCACGUCUGGUAUAAUUAUUUUCAAACGUUCUGCUAUCAUAUAUGAAUAGAGCUUUAUAUCGGUAUUUAGAAGGGAAAUUGGACGGUAGUUCUUAAUUUUUUCUGUGUCUUUUUCUUGCUUAGAAAUUGGUACUAUAUUCGCUUGCAGUAAUUCUGCUGGAAUCUUUUCAGUUCCAAAGGAGUUAAAAACGUCGCUCAAAUCUGUUUUGAUAUUGUUUUUCAAUAAUUUAUAGAAGAGGUUAUCAAACCCGUCAGGUCCUGGUGAUGUAUUUUUUUUUAAGUUUAUUAAUACAGAAGAUCAAUUCAUCCUCCUUGAAUACUUUAUUUAAUUCUUGUAGUUAUAAAUCUGUGAUUUUGGGGGAUUUUAAUAGUUUUUAAGAACUCUCUGAUGUCUAAUUUAUUUAUUUGACUAGAAAUAUUGUAUAAAUAAUAAUUUUUUAAAGUCUUCUAUUUUUUCUGUGUUUAAUAAGGUUUCCCCAUUGUGUACGAUUUUAGUAAUAACCUUUUUAACUUUUUAUUUCUUUACUAUAUUUGACAUCAGUGCUUCUGCUCUGUUUCCCAUGUAAAUUUGGACUCCUGUCCAAAUCUGCAUCUAAGAUGCAAUUAAAGUCUCCCAUAACAAUGACUCAACCAGUUUUAACGCUGUCAAUUCUAUUAAAUAUUUUUCGAAUAAAUGGAAUUUGUGCCUGGUUUGGGGCGUAUGUAUUAACUAAUGUGUAAUUUUGGUAAUUAAUUUCGCACACUAAAAUUAUAUAUCGACCUUCUGUAUCAAGUUCUUGGUGAACAAUUUUCAAAGAAAACAAAAAAAGUUACCCCUCUUUUUUUUUUUGGCUUACAGAGGCUUUAAUUAUAGUGGGAAAUAACUUAAGUUUUUUAUUUUUUCGUCUAGUUUCCAGUGUGUUUCCUGUAUAGCCACUAUAUGUAUUUGCUCCUUCCUCAAAAAUUCAAGGAUUGUAUAUCUUUUGAAUUGUGAAUUGAUUCCUUGUGCAUUAAUUGUUGCAAAUCUCAUAUUAUCUUCCUAUUCUUAUUUUUUCCACAGGGAGUCUAGGAGGAAAGACCUACUAUAUUUGAUAAUUAAAUGCUGUCUGGGUUUUCGCCUGAUCUGUCUGGCACAGCAAUCUUUGUAUCAUUGUUUUUUUGAUAUAUGUAUAUAUAUGUAUGUGUGUAUAUGUGUGUAUAUAUAUAUAUAUAUCUAUAUCUCAAAAAAAAAAAUAUGUAUAAUUGUUUUUUAUAAAACAAUUUCUUCCUUGCCUAGACCUGAAAAUGGUAAUCACAAUGCUUGCAACAAGUACAUUUACUCAGUAGAUCUUUCUUAUUUUCUUCUCUACUCAAAGUUUACUAUGUUUGGCUUUGAUUCAUAAUGUUUCUUGGGCAGUUGUUUUCCUGCCAAAUUGUGCGAAAUAAUGAGGCAUAAGUGAAAAGUAAUGGAAAUCGUGUUGUGAUGCAGACAAGUCAAUAUCUACUAAUGGAUCUUGAAAGGAUAAUGCUCUCAUUAAUUCAAUUAAAACUUUGCAAUAAUACCCAGCAUUAAUAAAGGAUGGCUUCGAUGUUACCGCAAAAUGAGCAAAAACCUGCUGGAAAACGUGGACAUGGUUAAGACAACCGCAUUUCCACAGAGCAGUUGGUUAACUAAAUUAGUUUUCCAAGAUGUGUUCUCUUGUCCCCCCCCCCCACACAUAUUUAACAAAAAGCAGGCCUAGUUAUACAGUCUGUCUUUUUGCUUCCGUGAGCACGUUUGCUGUGAGUUAGUGAGACUGUGUUUGAGAUAGUUCAGCAAGGUAGAGCAAGACCACAUCUGGCUAAGGUAGCUUAGUGAUGUGUAGGUUAAAGUGACUAUGACACUUCUGGGAUCUUUGCUUAUUUUGCAAAAACUUCUGAAUAUGACUUCUCAGCUUAGUGCAGUGGAAUGUAUGUAUACUUAGCUGAAGCGGUGCUUUGCGGUGGUCACUGUCAUGUUCUUCUGGGGCAUCCUUUUUAGCUCCUGUGGCCCAAAAAAUAAAAAGACCAUAAUACCCGUUGAACUUAAUAAAUAAAAAAUAAAAUAUUGUCCUCCCGGCCCCCACCCAUGGGCGGUGGACGGGGGCCCUAAAUGAAAAUUGGGGGGCGGGGGGGGGAAAAGAGAGACACACACACACACACACACACACCUGUUGUCCUCCCCCUGGCCCCCACCCAUGAGCUGCGGGUGAGGGCCCUAAAUUACAAAAGGGGGUGGGACCUAUUGUCCUCACCCCACCCCCCACCCGGCCCCCAACCAUGAGCGUCGGGUGGGGGCCCUAAAUGACAAUAGGGGGGGGACCUAUUGCUCUCUCCCCCCCAGGAGGCUGCUCACUGUUUAGUAGAUUGUAAUUUAGGGCCCCCACCCGCUGCUCAUUGGUAGGGAUCGACCGAUAUUGUUUUUUGUUUUUUUUUAAAGUCGAUACCGAUAAUCUGUGAACUUUCAGGCCGAUAGCCAAUAAUUUGCCGAUAUUCUGUACAUUUACCAUUUUGAAAAAAAUAAACUAUUUCUAAAGGUAAAUGCACAAAAUAUACAUGCCACAUGUAGUGGAUGCAGUGUGUUUAGGCAGGGGAGCUGUGUGUGUGUGUGUGUGAGGUGGAUGCAGGGUAUGUUUGUGUAGUGUGUAUAGUGAAUGAAGUGAGUGUUUGUGUGUGUGUGUGUGUGUGUAUAUAUAUAUAUAUAUAUAUAUAUAUAUAUAUAUAUAUAUAUAUAUAUAUGUGUAUAUAUAUAUAUAUAUAUAUAUGUGUAUAUAUAUAUUUUUUUUUUGAAUGCAGAGUGUGUGUAUAGUGAAUGCAGAGUGUGUGUUUUGUAGUGUGUGUAUAGUGAAUGCAGUGUUUUUGUAGUGUGUGUAUAGUGAAUGCAGUGUGUUUGUGUAGUGUGUGUAUAUAAUGAAUGCAGAGUGUGUUUGUGUAGUGUGUGUAUAUAAUGAAUGCAGAGUGUGUUUGUGUAGUGUGUGUAUAUAAUGAAUGCAGAGUGUGUGUGUGUGCAUGUGUGUGUGUGUAUAUAAUGAAUGCAGAGUGUGUGUGUGUGUAUAUAAUGAAUGCAGAGUGUGUGUGUGUAUAUAAUGAAUGCAGAGUGUGUGUGUGUGUAUAUAAUGAAUGCAGAGUGUGUGUGUGUGUAUAUAAUGAAUGCAGAGUGUGUGUGUGUAUAUAUAAUGCAGAGUGUGUGUGUUUGUGAAGGGAUGUAAUUUGUGUAAAAUGGGCUGGAGGGGAAGCAUUUUUUAUUUUAAUUGUAUUUUUAAUAUUUAUGUUUUUUUUUUUUAAUCUGCAGUGUGUUUUUUUAUUUUAAUAAUUAUGUUUUUUUUCGGUCCUUCCUCCCUGCUUGUUGCCUGGCCAGGGAGGGGGGGUUAUGGCAUUCCCUGGUGGUCCAGUGGCAUAUGCUGUGCAGUGGGAGAGGCCGGCACUCAUUGGUUGGGGUUAGGGGCAGGACAUUGGGUCCCCCCAUUGUCAUUUCGCGCUCCCACCCGCCGCUCCUACGUGGGGCCUGGAGGGAGGACAAAGGGUCUCCCAGCUUAUUAUAAUUUAGGACCUGUCCGUUAGGGCCCCCACCGACUGCUCAUAUUGACCCCCAUAGAGUGGGGGAGGGGCUUAGGAAUUUGCUUCUAUUUUUACAAGGAACAAACGGACACUGAUAUUCAGUGUUUGCUUGUUCGUCUGAAAUUUCUAUUCAUUCCUUCGUCUUUCUGAUGAAUUAAUGAAUAGACAAAAUUCCUGUAGCGAAUGCCCAAAACGCCAUCUAGUGUGGGCAGAUGACGUGUCCCACAGGGACUUCAUCUACCCACCCAAAGAUGGCGGCACCCAGGACCUAAGUCCGGGCACAAAAUUAAGAUUAAAAUAGGUAAUAUGGGGGGCUUAGGGGCAUUUGGGGGUGACUAUGGGGACAAUUAGAUGUAGUGGAGUAGGAAGGAAGGUUAAAAAUAAAACCAAAAAACUGGAUUCAGCCAUGUCAGUGCCGCUUUAAUUAAAACCCAAGAAUUCAAUUUAGCUAGAAGUAUGAACUAUACAUUUUGCAUACUUUGUUACUAAGGCUGCAGUAAUGUGACAUUUAGAUUGCUCUGAUGAAAACAGGGGAAAUAAAAGAGAAGAAAAAAAAAAUAGGUGUUCCUUUUAAUUGAAGCUUGCCUUAGUCUGAAAAGGUUGGGAAGCACUGCUCUGUUUAGCCCUCUAUUUAUUUUAUGUCUUUCUUUUUACCCUGUAGUUUUCACUCUUCAUUUAAUUAAUUAUACUGCAGUGUUGGAGUGUGCUAUUUCUGUGUCUGCAGAAGACCGUUUCAUUGUAGUCCAUUUCCUAAGGAGAUCGUACAGUUUUGGAUGCGGUAUCACCAACGGGUUUCUGCUUCACUCUUAUUUGUGCUCCUCUUUCCCAGAUUUUAUUACCUUGCCACCUCCAUGGUCUGUGCCCGGAGCAGCCAAAAGCUAGAUCGCUAGCUGUUACAGAACUAAAAUUCUCAUGAUGUUAAUCUGAUCUGUGCUGGCCAAGUUCUGCAGUUCUUUACUUGCAACAAUCUUCACAAUAGGACUAUGUUACAAACUUCAUAGCUAUGCCUAUUGUCCAACCACUGGACCCUGUAAACUCAUGUGUGUAUGUUAAGCACAGCUGAAAAAAAAGUGGUGUUAAAGAAGUUCAUGGAGGUCAUGAAUAGACCGCAGGGAAUACAAUGAGUCAAAGCAGUUUAGACAGUCUGUUAUUGGAGCUUAUUGCAGAACUAAAAAAUCAUUUAGGUGGAGGAUGGGAAGUAACUUUGUUGGCCGUGCUGUAUGUAUGUGCCUACGACAAUAUAGGCUGUGUAUUCUAUCUAUACCUGCUUGGUUAAAAAUCGAAAUUUCAAGACGUUGAGGUUAUAGUUUGUAUCGUUAAUAACCUGGGUUGGGUAGGUAGGUGAGGCUGACCCCUGCCCAGGAUCCACUGGCUGAGAAUUUGUGGAAUACAGACCAGCAGGUAAUCCAAGGUUAUAGAUUUAUGUCUUAAGCUUGUUUCAUCUUUAUAAAUAUGAAUGAUGAUGAAAGUCUAGAAGAUGGCAGACAAGCAAAGCAAAUUAGCCAGCACAGUCAUUCUGUCUCUCCUCUUUUUGUAAUAGCCUUACACAUGUCGACCAUUCGUUUUUUUUAUUUCUUAAAAAUGCAUACAUUUUGUUCUGAGAGGUAAAUGUGUAUUGUGAGUGCUGUAUGGCACAAUGCCUAUCCAGUGGUUCGAUAUAAUCUGUGUGAGAGUGCACAGAUUUAUACAUAGCUCACAGCAACAAGCAGGAAGCCACCCUUGGGCAAGUAUGGCUUUUAAUCUAUACAUAUGCUGGAAAUUUUGCUUGCCCAGUGUAUAGAUUGAAUUUGCAUAUUUGCCUGGAGCGUACUUUGUCAUCCAGGCAUUUUAUAGGUGACAGGUUCACUAUAUUUAUUCAUCUCUACCGUAUAGCUUCUGCUGGGCGAGCAUUUUGGGGUUAAAAAAACCCAAACAUUUAUUUUACCUAUUUCUGGAAAAUGGAACACCUCUCAGAGCAAUUCAUGGGAUGCAAUUUGUUUACUCCUUGACUUUAAAUACACUGUGACAUUGAUGAUGGAUGUGAUCAGUGUGUUUUGAAGGAAAAUGUAAUUAAGGUAAUUCCAUAGAUUGUGAGCCAAUCCAAAACUAAAGGGCUUGGGGUUAAAAAUGUAGUUAAGCUCGUUUGAGCAGGGUUCUCGUCAAGCGAUCGUUCCUGUAAGUUUUCUUGUAAUUGUCCUAUUUAUAGUAAAAUCCCCCCCUCUUAUAAUAUUGUAAAGCGCUACGAAAUCUGUUGGCGCUAUAUAAAUUGCGAUAAUAAUUAUAGUAUUGAGGAGUGUUACCUGUAUGUGCUGUGUAGGAUCUGCAAAAGAAUGAUUUUUGGGAGGGGGAGGGGGGGGCUGAUGAACAUUUGUAGAUCUAGGGAGGUAGAGAAUUUUUACAGUAUUUAUUUAUAGUUUUCUUUAACACGGUAUGUCACCCCCUCUCUGGCAAUAAAGAAUGAAAUUAUUUUACUAUUUGACUUUCUUUUUUCAUUCACUGGACAAAGUAUAAUUGCCAAAUUGCAUUUUUGUUGUUUGGAUGGUUAAUGGACUUGGUGGUCCUGUGUUGGGUUUUUACUGUGUGCUGGAUUCUUUUGAUCACAUGUGUGUUUAUUCAGUGAGAAUUAAAUCCCCAACGUAUUGUGCUUCUCUAUUUAACCCCCCCUUCAUAUCAAAUAAAAUAUCUUGAAUUGUCCAGCUUUACCUUAACAGUGCUUCAAUGAGAAUUCUAUUCUUUCUGCAGUUAAAAAAAAAAAAGGGCAAAAAAGGUGUGUUUUUUUUAAUAUAUAUAUAUAUAUAUACACACACACACACUCUUCAUGUAAUAUCAUUUUCAUGCUUUAAAAAAAAAAAUAGCAAAUUUGUCAUCCCCCACCACACACUUUUUUUUUGUAACUUGGCACUUUCACACGUUCACGCUUUUUUUUUUUUUGCCUCAUCUGCUGUUGAAUUGCUAAUGAAGAGCUGAAUUUAGCGUGAGACGUGUUGUAGUUGCACUGCUCUGUUACUGGCUGCUCCGAUGAUGACAUCACCAGUGCAGCUGUUUGGUUCUGUGCUCACUAGUGCCUUUAGCAGACUACUUGCCAGGUGCCCGAAUCAUUGCUUAAGUGUAGGUUCUGCAAUAAUCGCGCUCUCAAAGAGCCAUUCAGUGCAAUUGUGUCGAUGCUAUGGAAAGCACAUCUUCUGUAAUUUGGUGCGAUGAAUCCAGAUGCUGGCAUGGUUCAGGUAUUUGACAGCUUACUGAUUUUUCUUUUUCACCUUUUUGUUUUUUUUAAUGUUCUUUAACUUUGUAAGAAUUAUAUUUGUUUGCACCCCCUUUUUAAAACCAUACAAACUAUGUGGGUGUUUUUUUUUUGUUUUUUUUUUUAAUAUCAUCCUUUUGGUAUAUUUUGUUUUAAAUCAAAGUAGCUUAUAUAUUCUGCCUGUGUCCAUGAAUAUGCUGGUUUUAUUUGAAAUGUACUUUCUAGGUUUUAUGAUGUAAUACAUUCAAAACUGCUGCUGGGUUUCCUUUUUGUAGAAUUCAAUCUUUGUUCUGCAAGUAUAAGAUUACAGGGGGUUUAAAAUGAGAGUGAAGUGUUAUUGGGUUCCUAUCUUCAGAGUUUUAAUUAAAUAUCCUCUCGUCAUGGGCUUCCGUAGAUAACUGGGAGUACAGCGAACAGAUCAGGAUUGAUACAUUGCAGACGAAAUAGAGUUAACCCUCUACUAUUUAAAUGACGACUCGAUAAUGAAUUAUUUGGUUACGAAAAUUGCUGAAAUCCAUAAGUGUGUUUUUUUGGGUUUUUUUUGUGUGUGUUUUGUUUUUCCUCUUUCUAUUGUAGUGCAAGUCAUCCUAUUGAUUUGUAAGAAUGUAUAUACUGUAUGUGAAUUUUAUGAAGAUUUUAUAUCCCUUUACAAGGGUCUGUUACAGGCAACUGCUAAGACUUUUUAAUUAAAUGUAUUUGUUACUCGCGUGUUUCAAGUGGUUUAUUACUCUGUAUCAGGGUGAGGGCUGUGUAUCUGUGACAAGUGUUCUAGCCCAUCGUGGUAAUUGGCGUGACCGCCUUAUUUUACUUUGUGAUGUUUCGUAGUAAGGAAGAGGAAUUGUAUUUUUGUUGUUUUUUUUUUUAUUCCCCCGUUAACAUUUUCAUUGCCAGAUGGAAACGUACCUCUUGCUUUGCUAAAUCUUCUGGAAGUCAUGGUGGGUUGCUUCCUGGCUCAUUUGUCAUUCUUAAAAAUAUUUUCAUAUGAAGCUUUUUAAAAUAUUAUUUAUUUAAAAAAAAAAAAAAAAGUAACUACUACGCUAGACACCGCUCUAAAAUAGCUUUCCUUGAGAUCAAUAUUAGAUGAAGCUUGUAUAAUGCUGUGCUGGGUGUUUUCAGAUUUGUCUCAACAUAAAGGAAUCCAAUGGAAACCUAUAAAAUGUGUCUGUGUAUGUAUAUUAUAUAUGUAUGUAUUUAUUUUUAUAUACACACAAAUAUAUAUUGUGUGUGUGUAUGUAUUUGUGUAAUGUGUGUGUGUAUGCCCAAUUUAGAUAUACUGUAAGGUAGUGUGUGUGUGUGUGUGUGUGUGUGUGUGUGUAUAUGUAUGUAUGUAUAUAUAUAUAAUAAAUAUAUAUAUAUAUAUAUGUAUAUGUGUGUAGAUGUAGAUGUAUGUGUGUAUGUGUGUAUGUAUAUAUGUGUGUGUGUGUGUGUAUAUAUAUAUAUAUAUAUAUAUAUAUAUAUAUAUAUAUAUAUAUAUAUACACACACACUGUGUGAGUAUGUAUGCCCAAUUUGGAUAUGCUGUAGGAUAUUCUUUUGUUAAAGUAGAUGGGAAGGGGGUCCUCAUGGCUAGAAUUGUAGAUGGACCGAAACAUGAUUGAAGAGGUCUGUAGAGAAAUCCAGUAAUGUUUCAGCGGAGAGCAAAACCUAGACUGGAUUAUAGUCCCCUAAGUAUAGAGUAAAUACUAAUAUUUUUUGAUACAGAAUAUGAUACAUUUGAGAAUUGAUUAACUGCCUCCAUAUAGAGUCUGUCAUCCAGUGAAAAAACUAGACGUCAAUGUUAUAUAUCGGUCUUCAAAGUGAUAAUUGAUUGUGUGUAUUUAACUGUCCUAGGGAUCUGCAUUAUUAGAUUUUACUAGAAAUAACUAGAAUGACCAAAAUCUUUAUACAAUUUUCUUCUUUAGAGAUACAUUUUUUCAAGUGCUUUGUGUGUAGUGUGGAGAUGAUUCAGAUUCUAAUUGUGUGCUUUUUGUUUAAAUAAUGAUCUAGCUAGCCAAUUAUUACAUACCCUCAUGGAUUUGUUUAUUGGGUUUCUCUCGACUGUUAUACAUAAAAACAUAUUGCUUGUGAUUAUUUACAAACAAACAUUUUAUUGUCGUUUUUGGGGGUUUUUUUAGGUGGAGGUUGCAAGUCUUGCUACUUUACCCCUUUGUGGCUCAAACCGUAACGUUUGAAGCAAUUAUUUUUCUAUUUGAUUAGUACAACAAUUUAUACCCCAUCAUUUUUACUUUGAAUCUCCGUUUUCUAAUAUCUUGAUGUUUAUAAUGUGUAGCACAGAACAAAGUGCCAAAAUCCCACACUUGUUUUCCUAUUAUGUUCCUAAAUCCUUUGGCAGACAUUCUUGGCUCCAAAUGUUCCCAUCAUAUCAUCAAUGCAUAGAACGUAUCUCUUGUAUGAAGGAUUGGGGGAUGGAAGGGGGCAGGGGAAUUGUCUAAUUACCUAAAUAUGUACAGGAAUAGUGAUGUACAUUAAUCCCCCCACCCCCUUUACCUAUGUGUCUCUAAAUCCGUGGAUUGUAUUUAAUAAUUAAAAUAAAUGACUGAGUGUUCUUCUAUAAUAUCGAUUUGCUCUACAUCUUUCAUUCUCCCCCAGGUUGGCGUGAGGAAUGCUGCACUUGACCCCAAGCUUUGCAAUUCAGUCCAGGACCUUACAUUGGUGACAAGGACAUGGGACGAUUUCUGUCGCCUACCAGAUGGUACAUUACAACUGACAUCUUGCUUAAUCUUGGUGGCAAGGAACCCGAGACUCUUUCUCUUUCUGCUUGUGGGGUACCACAGUGUCUCAACAAUAGAAUACAUCAGGUAAAUGUCAGCCUGUGGAACACUGUGUAUGGUGGUGCCAGUUUUAGCCACACCGUUCUUUCUUGGUGUUCUCAUGCCUGAGGUUUCUGGAAUAGUUGUCUUUCUAAACACGUUUUUGGACUUAAAUAAUCAAUAUGUUGAAUAAAGGUGUAGUUGUCUCGUUUGAAGCCUUGGCCAGGAAACUAUUCUCCUUUAGCCCAUGUCAGACUCCCAUUCUAAUCUCCCUGAGGCUGGCUAUGGAAACGGUAUCUGAAGAAAAGCAGUUGCCUUAGCCCUGAUUUAAGCAUUUUGUCCUCAAAACUGUAGUGCUUUCUUUGAGUGUCAAUUUACAUCUGUUUUUUUUUUUUUUUGCUACUCCAAUUCUUUCCUAACCCAACCAGAAUUUAUAUUACAUUGUUUCCCUUGAAUCCUAUUGUAACUGAAUGCUGCAUUUAUUCAUUACUGACUUGCUUUGCUAAAUCAAUAAUCUAAAAACUCCCAAAAUGUAAAUAUCCACGUGUAUGUCUCAGUAAUGUUACUACUAAUUAAGGAUUCUUUUGCUUCUUUUUAAUCCGGUAAUAAAAACAAAACACAUGAUUUAGUAGCAUUGUGUGAACAGUUCAUGGUUGGAAGAGUGAGAGAAUCUUUGGAUUCCAUAUUGUUACUGAGGACUUUCUGUGUGUGUGUGAGUGUGUUUGUAUGUUUUCUAUCUGGUGGUGAGGGGACCUAGUAAAGAGAAAUUGCUUAGUGUAAAGAGAAAAUCCUGUGUGUUUUUUUUUUUUUUUUUCUGGCAGAACUAACAUGUUCAGAUCACCCAUUCUUACAGGGUUAUUCAAUAAAUGCCAAACGUGCGCAAACAGCUGAUCUGGAAAAAAAUGUCCAAAUCUGCUCUUGGCUAUUUUUGCCUCCGUUUUGCUGCUUGGAAUUGGAGUUUAGGGAAUGAACCUGUUAGCAUUUUAUAAUGCUCCUCUUACAGAGCUUAUAGCACAUUUUGUCAAUAAACCAAAACUGACCACCUUUUUUAUUUUGUCGUGCAGCAGAGGGAAAUAUAAUAAACAAACAUUUAAAUGGCUGCCUUACUUGGAGCUAGUAGUUUAUUUCCUGGUAUUAUUAUUCAUACUAAUUAACAGGAUCACAAUGUCCAUUUAACAAAUAGUUUAGAGCCGUAUCCAUGCAUGCAUGUGUGUCUCUCUAGCACCUCCGUUAUAGACCUUUUAUUAGUAAAACGCACUUUAUCUAUCUGUAAUUCCCUUCCUCCCACAUCCUAUUUAAUUAUUAAUACUUUGAGUUACAGUGACAAACAAUAAGAUUAGAUACAUUUCCAUGGAAGAUUCUGAAAGAAACCUAGAAGGGAGUUUUAUUUGUGUGAGCAUGUGUAUUUAAAAAAAAUAAAAAUCAAACAAAAAUUCGAUUCUUUGUUUUAUGCACACGUAAAUGUAUACGUUGGCAUGUUUACUAGCUGUGUUAAGACAUGUGAAGAUCCACUGUGAGCAGCAUUGACAUGCCUUAGAUGAAAAUGUAUGGCCUCAUGUCAACAUUUCGAAAUUAAUUUUUUUGGGAAAAGCUACUUUUGAAUCAAUCACAGAGAAGCAUGGAAAGAGUGUACAUGGCAUUGUCUUGUUUCUGUGGGAGAUAAUGUAUUUGUGUGGAUGCUGGGAAAUGGCCUUUUGUUCCUGUUACCUGUUCAGCACAAUUUUUUUUUUUUUUUUUUUUUAACGCUGCGGCGGAUGGUUCUUCUCUCUCGUUCCCAUGGUAACAGGCCCCAUUCCAUUGUUGAAUCUAUGUUUAGAAUCCUGGCUGACACUUCAAAUGAAACAAUUAAAGCCAGCAACCUUCUAUUUUUCUGAAUUAUAGCCCCUCAAAGACGACGACAAAAAAAUAAAAAUACAUUUAAAAAAAAAAGUCCUUAUUUGCAUUUAAUUCAGUGUCACUGCUAUACAAGCACAAUAAUUGACUUUAAGCAUGCAAAGUAGGGUAUUUUGCUAUUGUUGUUAAUAUGCAGAAAUAUCAUUUAGCCAGUCGUCGCCUAUCAAGAUAGAUUCCAUAGAAGCCUGGAAUGAUCAGGAACUAUCUGUAUGCUGUCCAUUGGUUUAAGUGAUUGUUACCAGUUAUCAAUGGUUAAUUUCCAGCAAAGAUUCUGUAAGGAAUUCUACAACAGACAGACAGACAUGUUAAACAUUAAUCCCUUUUGCCAUUGUAUGCUUCUUGCUUGUUCAUUUAUGUAAUGGCAUUUGAAAUGCUGGCUUCAUUUAGAAAUGAGAGAUUUUGGUUCAUCUUUGAAAGCGACCCUAAAAUACUUGGCAGUCUCUGCACUCCUUUAUUCUAGAUCUCAAAUGUAGUAAACAAGUAAUGUGGAAAUAUCCACUAUAGCAUAGCCCAUAACUGGGGUGUAAAAAUGAAUUCCUCCUAAUGCCUUACUCACGUCUGGGAAAAUUUACAAUAAUUGUAUACUAAGAUCAACUCAUUAUUAGAACCAUACCACAUUAUUUGAUUACAGCUGUCACAAUAACAAGUCAUAAAAAAGUAAAUUUAAUUUUUUUAUUAAAUAUUUCACACUGUGGUAUAUUGCUGCCUCUAAAAAAUAUAUUCUAAAUAAAGAAUAGACAAACGUGGGUUAUCGAAUAUCCAUUUACUCUACAGCCAUCGUACAAUUGGGGCCAUUUAGAUUGCUACACUAUUUCUUCGAAUGUAGACUAUGUAUUUACUCUUAUUCAGUAGAUGUUUGCAUAAAUCUUGAAAAACUAAAAAAAAACAAAAAAAAACAGCACAUGUGUAUUUAUGUUUAAGGUUCUGCAUAUCAUUUAAAGUUCUUAAGUGACCUUUUCCAAUGAGGAUGUCUGGUGCUGUUGCUGUGAAGAACGACACAGAAGAGAUGAAGGGUUCGGAGGCCGACAUGAGACACUCCACCUCCCUAGAAAAUCUCAUGAAAUCCGAAGGCUAUGAGAAACUUCAAGCCGAUAAAGAGGAAAUCUGCCCCGAUAACAAGCAGGAUGCCCUGGUAAGACACCUUCACACUAGCUACAUCAUAUCAAAGCUUGGUCUCCUAUCAGGUUGCCAAAAGAAACUCCUAGAUCUACGAAAGGUUGUCAAAAAUAAACAGAAAAAUAACAAACUGUAAAUAUAAUGCUCCCCGGCCCUUUUAUUCUGCACACUGAGAAGUCUCUGUUAAUAUAUCCUACGCUGAUAACACUUGCUCUUUCCACGUACCAUCUACCAAAAGUAGUUUAUCCGGCUUAGCAAAACUGGCCAUUUCUUUCUGCAAAUCCAGUGGCGAAAAAAACCCUAUGCAUCGCUAAAAUUUAUGGCAGCUUCGGGCUUGCUCCAUUGGAGAUUGUUGAAUAUAACAGACUAUCCCAUGAACUAGUUUCUGAAUAUAACUAGAGUUGCUUCUAAACAAAAAAAUAUUUUCUUUGCUCAUGUGAAAGGCAAAGUUGCAUACGAAUACAUAAAAUAAAAUUUUUGGGCAGAGUGUUAAAGCUUUAAUUUAAGCUGAUGAGUAAAGAACGCUUAGCAUCACAAACUACCAAAUUUACAAAAAAAAUACAUUUAUUUUUAAAACUUCACCUUUAUUGAAUAUUUUAAAUUAUUAACAGUCACAUUCACAUCUUACAGUCAAGUGUGUAUAAUCAGAAUAAUUUACAAUUAUUUAUACAAUCAUAGAGUAUAGACAAAUAUAAUCUUACAAGAACCAAACAGAAAAUUUGGACGGAUACUGGGUCUAUCUGGAGCACAGAUAAUUCCAAUAAUAUAACAUUGGUUCAGCAUAAAACGUGGAGAGGAGAGAAGAGGGAAAAAAAUAAAAACUACAUCCGCAACUAAUUAUUGCAAUUACGUUAAAGAAAAUGUCUCCCCUUCCCUCACUAUCUCUCAAGGCUCUGUAAAAAGGGGCACUCUUGGGGGUAGAUCAUUCAAAGGGUAGGUUAAUUCAACAGGUCACUGGCCUGGCCUGAACUUUCAUAGUAUAAAAUACAUGGAUCUCAUAUUUUUUUGUAUUUAUAUGGUGUCUUUAUAUCGUUAUUAAAGUAUAAUUUUUCUGCCCCUCUCUGGAAAUUUGAGUUUUUUUUAUUUCGAUUCCUGUUGGAGUGCUUGUAUUUUUCCAAUGUCUAGCUAAACACAUUUUUGCUGCAGCCAAGAUGCUAACACAUAGAUAUCAAGUAUAUUUUCCUGUAACGGGUAAAUUGAUAUGAAACAGGAAAGCUUGUGACGUAAGGCUAUAUUCCAAUGACAAGAGUUAUCAGUCGUUCUUCAUCACGUUUUUUGAUAGGAGCCAGUCUCAGGCAUUACGACCAAAUGUAUAUUUGGUUGCCUGGAUAAUUUUGGCAACGCCAACAAAUAUGAUCUAAAUUUGUAUCAAACUUUGCAAGGCGUGUAGAAACCAUAUACCAUCUCUGUAUUAACUUGAAGUAUUGUUCAUGUAGACUGAUACAAUGCAUGGCGGUUCUCGUGAUUCUCUAGGCAUUUUCCCAAAUAUCUUAAGAAACAGGAAAAGCACAAUCUCUCUCCCAACUGGACCCCGCUUUAGAUUUAUUUAAGAUAGUUCUCUUACUUAGGAUUUUAGCAAUUAUGGUAAUUGUUUUAGAGUUCAGUUGUGUAGUAUGAAGAAUGUCUAUUAAUUCUGGAUGACUUGUUAGAUCUGAAGUCAGAAAAUGUUUAAUCCUAAUAUAUUUAAAUAUUUCUUGUGAUGGAAGAGCAUACCUUUCCUGCAAGUUGGAAAAAGAUCUUUAGGUUUCGCUAUCAUAAACAUCUGAAAUUAUUUUUAUAUCGUAGUUUUGCCAUUGUAGAAUAUCUAGAUCUUCUAUAUACAAUGGAAGAGACAAAAUAGGGCUAGCUCUAGUAAUAGGAUUCAUGGUUUGUCUCUUUUUCAAUUCUCUUUCUGAAUCUAAAAAAAACAGGUCAUCAAAAACCGAUAUUAUUUGAUUCGAUAUUUUAAGUUGUCUAAAAUGUUCAUAGUCUAGCCAAAGGAAAAAGUAGGGAUCAAUCCCUCCACAUUUACUCCUUUCAAGAUUAUUCCAUCCCAGAUUUUAUUUCUAUUAAUGUUUAACAUAAAUAGCAUACAUAUUUCAUGCAUUUUAUUGUGGAUCUGGAUAACCCAGUCCUCCUGAAUUUCUUUCUCUUGAGAACAUAACCAAGUACUCUUGUUUUUUUAGCAUUCCACACAUAUGAAGACAAAAUAAUUUACAUUUCUUUUAUUAUUUUUAUUAUUAUUAUUAGAUGGAACUGGGAUCGUAAUAGUUUUAUACAAAUAUACAAUUUUUGGAACCAAAUAUGAUUUAAGUAUGUUUACUCCUCCGAGACAAGAGAUCUCUAAACGCCUCCAUCCUGUCUCCCUAAGAUCUAUAAUCAAAUCCAUGUAGUUUUUAUACAUCGUAGACUUUGAAUCUGAGCAGAGUUUAAUCCCUAAAUAUUGUAUUUUUUUUGUUAGACCAAACAAACUACCAAUUUUUUAAUGAAACUGGGGGCUUAAAAGUACUGAAUCCAAAAAAAGCAACAAAGAGAAAAUGUAUUUUAGGCAAAACUAGGAAUACAACAGGGAAUAUCUAUUUUGCCUAUUCCGUACUUCUGUUGUGCCUAGCGUGCUUUUCUGUUCGAAUCUCUAUUGGGAUGUAUUAAAUAUAACCGUGUGAAAAACCUCUGAAUCAUCAGGUAAUUCAGACCGCUGCUGUUUAUUCCGAGGAUUUUGCGACCUGCUUAGCAGCUGUGAGAUUUCAUACAGCAGAUCAUCAGAUUUUUAUUUUUAUUUUUCCAUUGUUCUGUAGAAAUGUAUAUCCAUCUGCAUAUUUGCGACCCAAAACGCGCCAGUGAAAUAUUAACUCUUCCGACGCACAGUGCUGUGAAUCUAGUAUAUUUCUAGUCAAGUUGCUAUGGUUUUAUUUAUUUUUUUUAAUUUAUUUUUUUUAGAACUACAUAUUUUACUGGUUACUUCACUACCUGACAUCAAGUUUACAUCCAUGCAGAUUUUAUGCAUGAAAUUAUAGCUGCCCCCUCCUAAUCUAUAUCAUCCAAGAAUUUAUUUAAUUGAAUGAGCAUUGCGGAGAACUGGAAAGGGCAAUGCAAUUUACAGGCCAACAUAGCCCAACAGGAGUUUUUGGUUUGUUUGUUUUUCCCCCCGAUUGCCACUUGGCCCAAAUUUUUUAAUUCCAUAUUCAGUUAACCACGAACCUCAUUCAGGCAAUACAUUUCCUAUUCUUUUUACCCUGUCCUAAACCCGACUCCCCUCAGUUGUGCUUUGAGGAAUCAGAGUCUUCCUCUUAUGCUCUCUAGCAGUGUCAUUGGCGGCUCUGGCUACAGCUUCGACCCUUUCUUUUCUAAUUCAUUAUUUCUUUGCAGCCCUCAGCACCCAUGCCACGUCUUCCAGCAUUUGUGUGUAAGACCUAGCUGUUGUUAAAGUAUAUUAGAGUUAAUGGCAUUGGUCAGCUGUAGUUGCACUGGUAAAAGUACCUGGGAAAGCACUAGAGAUAGUUCUAGGUUGUAAAAAAUAAAUAUACAUACAUCUCUAUCCAAGUUCGGAAAGCACAUUCUUGGCUGGUGGUAACCCACAUAGAAAUGUGCACGUUUCAGAAAGUCUACUCAUCUCUACCUUUGUUUAAUGCAUGACCAUUGCCUUAUGGGUGCUGUCUGAAGUCCCCGAAUGGAUCACUCUUAUAGAGCCAUGGCAUUUUUGGUUUACAAGAUUGUCCCAACCACCUAAGGAACCUCCCGCCCCCCUCCAAUAACUUUAGAGUGCAAACUUGGGUUUACAUAGUAAUGGGAUACUGCUGAUACUCUCUCUUCCAGUAGAUGCAUGUCGGUGCAAUAUGUAGGUUAGGUCACAUUUAAGUAUGCUGGAUUUUUAAUCUACGUGAAUCUUCUAUAGUACUUUUUGUUUAUUUUUAUUUUUUUUAGAAAAACUAUUAGUUUCCACCUUUUGUCCCUCUCGCCCACCCUGCCCUUCUUUUAUUUUUAUAAUUUUGCCUUAAAAUUAGUCUGUUUCUGUGCCCGUAAACCACCUCUUACAGGGUAAGUUGAGUGGGAGCUUGAUUAUACUUCCUGAUUUGGUGUGAACUUUUUGCAGAUGCUGCAAAGUAUGGAGGUUUGCAGUAAAUGCAGGAACCAAAGAAAUUUUAUUAUUUUUAAAAUGUUGUUUUGUUUUUGUUUUUUAAAUUAUUUUUAAUGGAUUGUGCAUUCUAUAUUAUGCGUUAAAACUGUUUAGAGUUUCUGUAAUGGGCAUUUACUUCUUCCAAUUCUAAUAUUACCACCAAAACUAGUUUAUCUCCCAGAACCUACUCACAGUGCUGUUAGCACAACUUCAUCUCAUGUAGGAGGUAAAAUUAACAUAAGCUGUCACUAGCCAAGUAGAUGAAACAUUUUAGUAGAGAAUAUAUUUUUUCCCUAGGAUUUGAAAAUGUUCAACUGUCCUGUACCACUCCAUUUUUACAUUUAAUUUAUUUUUUAUAUUAACAUUGUCAUAUUGUGAUUUUCUUUCUAUAAAACAAUAUUGCUUUUCCACAACUGCAUGCCUCGUGCACGCCUUUAUUGCGCUACUAUUGUAUUGUAAAUUGUAAUAAGCUAGAAUUGUUUGUUAUGGGAAAGAUUAAAACACCACUUUUACUGGGGCCUGUUUAGUUUUGUUGCUAUAUUUUUUAAGUAAUAGAAUAUGCAUUUUCAGUUAUUUGUAUGGGCACAGCUUUGUGUCCAGGCAUAGCAUUUUCCCCAAUCACGAUCCCCCCCCUUUUUUUUUUUUUCUAAAUGGCAUGUAUAGUUCUAUUAUUUUAAUGAGAACUUUUGUUGUGCCUACUCUCUAGCGGCAAGUGCAGCCUUUGGGGCAAACAGGAAAAAGGUCUAAGGUACAGUAAUAGACUUGUUUGCUGGCAUGCUUCGACAGAUCAUUUGUGCUCGAGGACUUUUGGUUUUAAUGUGCCAUUCUAGCCUUAAAUGCACAAUUUGCUGCAUCAUUUUGUUGCUUUUGUUGAUUUUACUUUUUAUAUUUAAAUAGUGUGGCUUGUGUGUUUUUUUGUUUUUUUUUGUUGUUGUGUUUUUUUUUUUGGGAUGGUUGAUUCUUCAUUUGGUGUUUGUGCUAGCCUUUUGUUUAAAUAUAUGUGCUUUUGUAGCUGGAAAAAAAAAAGAUUUACAUUUAGAGAUGCACUGAAUUCAGUCUGACUUAGUUUGGACUUUAAUCCAAAUAAAGUUUUCAAUGCGUUAAAAACAAAACAAAACAAAAAAAGGUGUUGACAAACAAAACCACUUACACUGGUAACUGACGUAAAAUAAAACAAAUAUGUUGCCAUACUUUAAGUGAAAAAUCUAUCUAAUUCAGCAUGUUUUUAGGAAUAGAUUGUGUACAGGAAUAGCCAGGAACCUCUGUUUUUGGUGCAUCCCUGAUUUUAAUGAAAGUUCUUUUAAUGCUUUUGCCUUUUCCUGCGGAGCUGUGCUAAAGUUUGACACCUAGUUCUAUUAUAAAUCACUUUCUUUAGUCAAGUUCAAAGUUAAAGCUAGUUCGGAGCCUGGCUAUAUGUGAAGAGUCUCCUCCUCCUUCUACAGCUGAUAUCCCCCUGGAUGCACAGGUAAUAGAUGCAUUGGUUAUUCAGUGGGUUACAUAACUUUACUAAGUUUUCUUAUUCUUUUUUUUGGUGGUUUAAUUUGACAUGCUCAUCUUUGCGAACUGUGUGACUUUCCUAUAAUAUUGUUCUGUGAGCCGCUACCUCUGAACUCAUAGGCUUUUUGUUUUGUUUUUUGUCAUUUUAUUUUUUGGUCCUGUUGUGGGUGAGUGUGUGUGCAAUUCAGUCCCCUCUGCGUAAUUUACAGGAUAGAACCCAUAUGUUAUUCUAAGGUAAAUGCUAGCAGUUAUAUAGAAUAAAUCUUGCACUUUGCUAUACAUUUCACGAUGCCAAGUGCUGCAUUCUGCAUUAUGGAACGCCAUUUACCACAUGUUCAGAAUGAAUGGACGUGCAUGCACCCACUGCAGCUGUCCUGCAUGCAAGUUAUUCCUUUGACAGUGAUACCUAAUGGCACUCUAUAUAAGAUAUUUGUGAAACCUUGGUAUUUAUCAAGCCCAAGGCUAGCUAAGCAUCAAUGAAAAUGUAAUUUAAAGCUAGUCUUCACUGCUCCUAGUUGCAUAUAAUUAGCUAUAAGCUAUUUUUAAUGAUGUUCACUUGCUAGCAUUUUGUCUAGCACAGUGUAUGGUAGAUAGUGAUCUAUUUGUAUGACGGGGGCAUGUGCGUAUGUGUGUGCAUCCCAAAUCUGUCUGAGCGAUACUUAUAAUACAAAUGAAGUGUGUUGAAAGAAUGUAUGAAACCCAUUUUCCUUUUUGUUCAAGUGUUACAUUUUAGUAGUUGUGGUUUCUUCUGGGAGUUAUAAAGUAGGGGAUGGCUUGGCGUUGACUGUCCCAGUUAAAUGUGUACCAACACCAUUAGGAUUUUAAUCUGAUAGUGUUUUAAUGCCAGAUGUCUUUACAUUCAACAUGCUCUCUAGUUUUGCUACCAGUGCAUUCCAGGUUUGAAAGGAACCUUACAGAAUCCUGGCAAGGUUCCCUUUCAAUUAAAGAGCCAUGAAUCUGGAAUCUUUUACCUACUUACUUAUCCAUUUAUGGACUUCAAACCUGUUGUAUAGAUCAGUAUUGAAUGUUUUUUUUAUUCUUUUGUUAUUAUUUCUUUCUUCAAAUCUUUAUUUUAAUGAAGAGUUUUUCACAAUACAUGUUGAAAAAAAAACAGAAAUAUGAAACCAGGUAUAUUAUACUCGUGAAUGUGUCCUGGACAUUGCUGACCUAAACAGUGUACAAAAAACAAACAAACAUUGAAUCCUUGUAGCAACACACUACAUGCAUCAGGUGAAUGAGGACAAGAAAAAGCCGGUCUAAAAUCUUGGGAACAUUUGUGCAAAUACCUUUUAAAGUGCAGUUUGCUUAAUAACGUAGUGAUUUAAUGUUUUCCACUUACAUGUCCACAUUAAAUAUGUAUGUGGCGUAUCCUGUUUUGGUUAAUAUUAUUCUGUACUCAAACCAUCACUGAUGUUUUACUUGAUAUAUUUGUGUUCAGCUGUAUGGUUCUGUUUUUCACAGUUCUGUUUUCCAUUUUUAUUCCAUCCAGUGAGCAGUACUUAUCCUGCAGAAUGAUUUUCAAUUCUCCUCCUUCCUAGGAGUAGAAUAUGGGUCGGGUUCCAACAAAAGUGGGUGUUCUUUAAAGGUCUCUGCUCAUUGGUUACGUGGGGCCUGCCAAUCAUGAGUGAUGAGUCAGGCCUAGAGCCGCUUAUUAAAUUGUUAACGGCUCACUAUAGGCACCAGACCACUUCCUUUCAUUGAAAUCGUCUGAGUGUAGUACCCCUGACCUAUUAAGCCUGCAAUAUAAAACACUAGUUUUAGAGAAACUCAAGUGUUUACAUUGCAGGGUUAUGACUGCCUCUAGUGGCCUCUACCAGACAGCCACUAGAGGAGCUUCCUGCUGUUUUUCAGAGUUUAGCUUAGAGAGACAAUGCUGGACGUCCUUCAACUUUGAGUACAUCCAGUGUCUUGAAUAUCCCUAUAGGAAAGCAUUGUUUCAAUGAUUUCUAUGGGGAAGGCCUAAUGCCCGUGCAGGUUUUGCUAACUAUCUGUAUAUUUACAUGUUGGGAUUUAGAUAUGUGUGUUGGAAUCCCUUUUGUUUUAGUCUUGGAUCAUCCAUGUUGAUGUCAUAUCAUUAAGCUGUCUGCAUUGUUUUAUGUACAAUUUUCAGUUGAGAUUUUUACUUGGCCUUUGCCACAUUUUAAAUGCCCCUUACAAACCAGCCCCUAGAUAAAUGCUAUGUAUAAAAGGAAGAUUUUUUUUAAAAAAAACUAUAUUCUCUGUUUGCUUUGUUUAAUACUUCCAAGUCAUUGCAUGCUGAUUUUGUGUGAAAACAUUAUCUGGAAGAUAACACUGCUCUACUUACCAUGAAACCGUAAAUCUGAAACAUUUUCAGGUGCAGCGUAUUUGGCAUUAAAUAAAAAAGGCCUUGUUCAUAUUAAAUAAAAUAUAUUAUUUUGUUUCUGCUUGUGCCACAUUAUCACAUUAUCUUCUUUGUUCUUCUUCUUAUGCUGGUCUGCAAGGCCAAUGACAACCUGGCUCAUUUGCUGGAAAGGGACCUUUUUUAAUUCAAGCAGUUGGGUUCAGAUUCUAGAUAUGUCUCAUUAUUUGUGAAGGUCACUUGAUUCUUCUGUUGCCCCUGUAUGCCAUUUCCCCAAAUUGGCUUCACAGCAGGGCUCUAAUUUAAUUAGAAAGCACGGCGCUGUCCUCAUUGGUGAAAUAUUUUAGUUUGCACUGCAAUGUAGAUUCAGAAAUUCAUGUUCUAUUCUACGUGGUGCAUCUACAGCCCUCUGUCUCGAGACUAGCUUUGAAAUAAUGAACCGCCUUCUUUUUUUUUUUUUUUUUAAGACAGGGUAACUUAGUUUGCAUUCUUCUUUAACUAGCUGGCCACCAUAGGUAAUCUAAAUAGGGCUAGUGAUGGCUAACAUCACCAUACACUUCCUGCAAUGCACAGAAUACACAAGCCAGUAUCUCGCCAACUUCUGCAGUGUCGAGGUGAGAAAUCGUUGAAAUAGACCAAAGAGUUUGGAUGUUUUUAUCACCGAUGCUUCUUGUCUCUUAGUUUUCAACACUGCUAGGGUAAGUAAAGCAAUCCCUGGGAUGGAAUGUGCAUAAAUUUUAAGCUCUAAUUGGAAGAGAGUGCCAUGUUGUUCUGCCGUGUACGACUGAGUGGGGUUAAACGGCACUCUUUUCUUGUUAAUAUAUUGCUUUGCAGAUUCAUUGUAUGACAUAUGCUCUUUGAAUGUGAAUGAGAUUUUAUUUCAAAUCCAUAGGAAACCAUUCAAGUCCAGCUCACGCCCUCAUUUGGGAAAGAGGAGAAACCACUGAAAGAUGAAACCGAAAAAGAAAAGGGGAAUGAGAAGUCCUCUCGAAAAAUGCUGUCCAGAGGUAUAUGUGUUUUUUGUUUAUUUUCUUGGAUUGUUGCAAGGUAUGACCUAAGCCACUUGCCGCAAGACAUUGUAUUGUAACAAAUGUCUGUUAUACUGUCCUUUAGCCUCUUCAAGGCCCUAACAUUCCAAUCACAUUUUUUUUUUUUUUUUUUUAUUGACUUGCUUUGUUACUUGACCAGAAUUCUAGCUGUACUGACCCUUCCAAUAACACUAAAUUUCCUCGGAGACCGUAGUCUCUCCACAGUACUGUCGCUUAUCUUUGCUAAUGUCCUUGUGAGUUUUGUAUUUUUUUUUUUUCUGUUUUUUUUUUUUAAUAUCCUAGAUGUUUUUCUCUUUCUAGAUUCCAGUCAGGAAUAUACAGAUUCGACAGGAAUUGAUCUACAUGAAUUUUUAGUCAACACCCUGAAAAGUAAUCCUAGGUAGGAUAUACUGAUUUUUUUUUUAAAUUUUUUUUAUUUUUAAAUUUUAAUUUUUUGUAACGUCGAAUGAGUGUGUGUGUGUGUGUGAUGUCGAAUGAGUGUGUGUGUGUGAUGUCAAAUGAGUGUGUGUGUGUGUGUGAGAUGUGACGUCGAAUGAGUGUGUGUGUGUGUGAUGUGACGUCAAAUGAGUGUGUGUGUGUGUGUGAUGUGCGUCAAAUGAGUGUGUGUGUGUGAGAUGUCAAAUGAGUGUGUGUGUGUGUGUGAGAUGUCAAAUGAGUGUGUGUGUGUGUGUGAGAUGUGACGUCAAAUGCGUGUGUGUGUGUGUGUGAUGUCAAAUGAGUGUGUGUGUGUGUGUGUGUGUGUGAUGUGACGUCAAAUGAGUGUGUGUGUGAUGUGACGUCAAAUGAGUGUGUGUGUGUGAUGUCAAAUGAGUGUGUGUGUGUGUGUGUGAUGUGACGCCAAAUGAGUGUGUGUGUGUGUGAUGUCAAAUGAGUGUGUGUGUGUGUGUGUGAUGUGGACGUCAAAUGAGUGUGUGUGUGUGUGUGAGAUGUCAAAUGAGUGUGUGUGUGUGUGUGUGUGUGUGUGUGAUGUGACGUCAAAUGAGUGUGUGUGUGUGUGUGUGUGAGAUGUGACGUCGAAUGAGUGUGUGUGUGUGUGAUGUGACGUCAAAUGAGUGUGUGUGUGUGAUGUGACGUCAAAUGAGUGUGUGUGUGUGAUGUGACGUCGAAUGAGUGUGUGUGUGAUGUGACGUAAAAUGAGUGUGUGUGGUGUGAUGCGAUGUGAUGUCGAAUGAGUGUGUGUGUGGUGUGAUGUCGAAUGAGAGCAUAGCUAACUGUGUAUCGUGUGUGUUAUGGGAAAAUAAUGACAUCAGAUUUCCGAAGACAUUGUAAUAAACUAUGAGACCAAAGGUUUCCAUGGAUUAUAAAGGUCUCCAGAACAAAUACGCAUUUCAACAUUCGGUAUAUUUGACGUUAUAUGCUAUUUUUAGAUAAGUAUCAGUGUAAGUGUUAAUGUAGUGCAAGAGUUAAUCUUUAGAGAUAAUGUAGGUAUGAAUGUUUAGUGUAGUGUAAGGAUUAAUGUGUGGUGUGUAAAGGUUGCAGAUGAGGCCUUUACUGAGAUUAAUGGGAGUUAAAGUCCUGGGUAGCUUUUUAAGCCACUAUUAUAAGGCAUAGGACCGGUAUGUAAAUUGUUUAACAUUCUGCAUCAGCUUUCUGAGAGUUUGUAUGGUCAAGCAAUGUUAGUUACCUUUUCAGACUCUGAGAGUCAUUUUAAUGGAUAACUGUCAUGUCUGGAUGGAUAUGAUAACUGGCAUGUCUGGAUGGGAUUUUACAUGGUUUGUUUUAUUACUGUAAUGCUGUUCUUAUUGUUGUUUUACUUUUUCAAACGGACGUACUGUAAUCACUUAUCCUUGUCCGUUCCAGAGUAGUGGGCGGAUGAUAGGUUUCUCACUUACUAUACUUGAAUACAUGGUCACCUUGGGAAGUUAAAGGCAAAAUAUGUUUGCUCUGCAAAGGAUAUGCAUUAGCGUAUAUUUGCUGCUAACCUCCAGUGAUACCAUUCCUCUGAAUAAUUAGCCACUUUAUGUUACUAUUAGGUGAACCAUGAAAGGUUAGGUAAUGUGAUCCUAGCAGCAUCUGAGUGAAAUAAUGUGGGGAAAUAAGUCAGAUAAGGUCCACUCUCUCUGAUGGUCUUAUUAACAGUAAUGUUCUGCUGAUGUCCUUCUUAAACUUUGUUCUGCAAAGCAGCUUGUUUGAUUUCAUUAUGAAAAAGUGUAAAGUUACUGCAUUAGCUCCGUUUUCCCUGCUUAGAGGAAUAGAGCUGCGUGCUGUCACAUUCUAUUUUAUUUAAUUUUUGUUGCCAAGCAAUUUGCAGUAAUUUCCCCAAUCAUUCUUAAUAUUGAACUUGGAAUGUUCGCUUUAUAGAGACAUCGAACCUAAUAGACGUUUACACCGAUAGCCGGACGUGUGUGUCUAUGUAUGUAAGUCUGUGUGUGUGUGUGUGUGUAUGUAUGUAUGUGUGUGUGUAUAUGUGUGUGUGUAUGUAUAUAUAUAUAUAUAUAUAUAUAUAUAUAUAUAUAUAUAUAUAUAUAUAUAUAUAUAUAUAUAUAUAUAUAUAUACAUACAUACAUACAUACAUACAUACAUACAUACAUACAUACAUACAUACACACACCCAUAUAUAUAUAUGAAAUGGCUAGCUAUAAUGCUAUUUUAAAUUACCUCAUCAUGUUCCUUAUAAAUUCCUUCUCCACCUGUUUGUCUCAAUCCGAUAGUUUGUUCAGUUUUACUUUAUUUUUUUAAAAUCUGUUGGUGAUUUGACACACAACUGGGUAAAAUAUUUAUUAUCCUGAUAUAAUACUCCCGUGUACUUUUUAUUUUAUUUUUUUAUUUUUUUUAAGAUGGAUGUAAAAAGGCCAAUUUACCAAUUCAAAAACCAAAUCAAGAAAAUCAGGUGACAUUACCGCUUUAAUAGAAACCCAGUAAUACUUUUAUUCUACCCUUUACAUAUACAUUUAGAAGAGCAUGUUUUUCAACAAAUAUAUAUAUAUAUAUAUAUAUAUAUAUAUAUAUAUAUGCAGAUCAGCAGGUACGUGUGUAAAUAGAAACCAUCACUAGAUAACAAAGAGUGUAUCCCGCCAUCCGAAUCGGAGAAUGCAGAUACAAAAAAUAUUGGGAAUCGUUAAGUGAUCAACACAAAAUGUGAGAGGCUUGUUCAGAGUUGGUGCCACCGGAGAAAGGUUCUGACCUUUUCCUCCAAUCUUUAAACAUGUAUAUUAUUCUUAGAAUUCACCAGUGGUAUCAUGCCAAAUAUGACGACCAUUAACAUUGUCCGUGAUAAUGCAGCAUAGGUUUGAUAUCCUUAAAGGAACACUAUAGGGUCAGGAAUACUAUGUGUUUUCUUUACUGACCCUGUAGUGUUAAAAACACUAUUUUGGUGGUUGGCCCACCCAGUGUCAGCCCCAGAUCCGCCUCUUUGGCUGACCUCAUUAGAUUUUCCUAUAGGAAAGCAUUGGAUUGGCUGAGAUCAGUUCUGAUAAUCUCAACCAAUCAGGUUGAUCACACGCUGCCCUGGCUAUCGUUUCGUUUGUUACUGGGCAGUCUGACAUUGUAUCCACGCUUUUGAUUUGGAGGACGUUGCUUUCAUACUUGGCCUGAUAAUGAAUCUACAAUGUGCCAAAUGCUUUUUAUUUUGCUAUAGAUAAACAGCACCACUCUGACACACUACUAACCCGUACUCAACCACGGCUAGGAUUCUGUCAAUGGCCAAGCCUAGAAUGUGGAGUUUAAAAGAACUCUCAAACAUCAGGAGAAAUUGUUACCCAGUGGAAAGAGAGGCAGACUUUAAACUGUACCCAGUGACACACAACCGCUACUAGGUAACCAGUAGGGUUGGUAAGUUUAAAUCUAGAAGCAAAGAUCCAAUAAAUCUUAUUUUGUCAUGGGUCACAGCACCCUCUUUGUCAUUGCAGUGACCUUUCGUGUUAAACUAUAAAUACAGAGCAUCUGGUUGGAAAGCACGUAGUGCGUGCCUGCAGCGCUAUGGGCUUGCCAGAACGCCACUCGACAUAUACGGGAUUUUAAACUUUUGCAGCCAGCAAUAUUUUAAAUUCUGUAUGAGUGUUUAUUGGCUUGAGUUUAAAAAAAUAGUAUACAAUUAUUGCAAUCUGCCCGAGGUAAGGUUUAAAAUUAAAUAUUGAUGUAGUUUGUAGCCAUAAUGUUUAAAUUACAAAGAAAAAACACAUCUUUUCUAGGCUACGUUUCUUCUUUUAUAUCUGUUAUAUAACCUUAUUUCUUCUUUAGAGUGAUAUGUUCACCAAGCUCUAGAACGUUGUGACUAUUUAUUAGGGUGAUGGGUAGAUAGUCACCAGUCAUUUUGGUACCAAGAGUAAAUCCCAUACUCCUUCCCCCACCCAUGUUUGGUUUAAAUAUUAUUUCCCCAGAUUGUUAUUUUUCAAUCCUUUCUUCUUAUUCGUGCAUGGGGUUGUGAUUUUUUUUUUUCUUCUUCUACGUCUUUUUCUAAUUUGCCUGGUUUCCAACCCUCCAUUCUCACCCCCGCCCCCUUUUCAUUUCUUUUUUUUUUUCUUUUUCUUUUUUUUUUUUACGAACUCUCUCGCUGACACUUUAAGAUUCGGUUCCUUUUUCAUUAGAGGUGGUUUUGCUUUAAUAAAUCUUUCUCAACCUCUCUGUUCGGCAGGCCCUCAUGAACAUUAUUAUUAUAAUUAUUUUUUUUUUUAUAUAGUGCCAAUUUAUAAUGCAGAGCGUUACAAUAUUAUAAAGGGGUAAAUGUAACAAUAAAUGAGACAAUUACAAAAUGUUACAGGAACAAUAGGUAGAUGAGGAUCCUGCUCAGAUGAGUUUACAAUCUAGAGGAGUGGAGUAUAAAGACACAACAGGAAGGGCAUCAAGGGGGCUGCAGACAAGGUGGAAAAGUAGCAGAACAGGAGGUGAGAGUGGCGUGAUAUCCCACUAUGGUCCCAUACUGUGGUAGUGGCCAUAUUGCUCAGUUGACAGUGGAUAAUUCUUUCACAAAAAUUAUUCUGUUUCCAAUUGCUGUUUUGAAUGGAAGGAAUAAAGGAUAUUUAUCUCUGUAAAUGUAAAACUCUCUGGUUCUUAAGAUAUUAGCAACUACUUUUGUGAUUAGAACUUAUAAGCACAAUGUUUAUCUGCAGUUAUUUUAUUAACCACCAUAAUCUUUUAAGUGUCAUUGUUUUCCAGUUAAUACCCCAGGAGUUUUCUCUCAUUCCUUAUAGCUGUAUAAUCAAUAACUCCCUAAUGUAAUUUUAAUUUUCCACUUAAACUUCUAUGUAAUAAUGAGGCAGUUAAUAAAAUAUACAGAAGUGCAGGUAAAACGUUUUUACCUUUUAGGGAAAAAAAUACACAGGAUGAUGAACUGAUGGAGGGGAAUAAAUAUCUUAAAAUGAUUGUUUUCAUGAUAAUUAUUGCAUUAGUACUGCAUUAGGUCUUUUAUUUAUAAUUUUUCUUUCCUCUGAGUAAGUUUACACCAAACCGGAUUAAGGGCUCUAUAAAAGGGAUUCUCCAAGUAUCCACCACUAUAUAUAGAGAUAUAUAAGAUUUCUUAGAUCUUGAAAAAGGGCCAAAUAGCAUAUUGACGGAAAUUGAUAAAUUUGUCCAGAAAACAAAAAAGAUUAAUAUUAAAGGUUUCAGUCGUCAAGCUAAUUGUUCAUUUGUGAUGGGUGUUUUCAGUUUUAUUUCAUAGAUUGAAUGAUGAAGUUGUAAUACUAGAUCAUUUCACCUAAAAUGACAAAGCUACAUUUGUAUUCUAAAUAUUUGUCUAAGGUAUAAUUAUAGUUUUAAUUUUGCAAUUUUCUUACUCUCUAGCUGCAUGUCAGGUGCCUACUGUGGCCCAAAAUUUAACAAGGGGUGGGGAGUGAGGGAUUAGCAAAGCUGUAACUUCCAACUAAAGUGUACUUCCCGAACACCAGCAUUGCAGAUUAACCAUCAACUAAAGUGUACUUCCCGAACACCAGCAUUGCAGAUUAACCAUCAACUAAAGUGUACUUCCCGAACACCAGCAUUGCAGAUUACCCAUCAACUAAAUUGUACUUCCCAAACACCAGCAUUGCAGAUUAACCAUCAACUAAAGUGUACUUCCCAAACACCAGCAUUGCAGAUUACCCAUCAACUAAAGUGUACUUCCCAAACACCAGCAUUGCAGAUUACCCAUCAACUAAACGGUACUUCCCAAACACCAGCAUUGCAGAUUACCCAUCAACUAAACGGUACUUCCCAAACACCAGCAUUGCAGAUUACCCAUCAACUAAACGGUACUUCCCAAACACCGGCAUUGCAGAUUAACCAUCAAGUGAGACAAUCUGGGAAAGUUUAGUCCCCAAGCCAGAAAUCUAAAAAAAUAUUUUGCAAGGUACCACAGUUGUCCCCACCCUCUCUCCACCCCCCGUCUCCAUCCAAAUUAUUAUUAUUUAUAUAUUUUUCAUUAAUCAGGUCCUUAAUUUGAAAACUCUAUUUUAUUUUUGCAGAGACCGAAUGAUGCUGCUGAAGUUGGAACAGGAUUUAUUAGACUUCAUUAGCACCAACGAGUAAGUUUUAUUCCAAUUACUCCAUGCUUUUACAAAUAUUUGAGCUUGGUUUGCAAUUUGCCAAAAAGAGUGUCUUUUUUUUUUUUUUUAUGCACAGUCUGUCUGUCUGUGUGUGUGUCUCUCUCUCUCUCUCUCUCUCUCUUUUCUUUGCAUUGAUUUAUUUUAUUUUAUUUUUUUCCCGUAAAGAAUGCAACGUAAAAAAUUUCCUCCAAUGACGUCCUACCAUAGAAUGCUUUUACACAGGGUCGCUGCAUAUUUUGGAUUAGAUCACAAUGUGGACCAGAGUGGAAAAUCCGUUAUUGUUAACAAAACCAGUAAUACGCGAAUGUAAGUUAAAUAAUUAAGUUCUGUAUUUACUACUCUAAAAAAAAACUUGGUUUUAUACCUGGUUCAGUAUUAGCAUUUUUAAAUUUUAUUUUUUAUUUGCUUGUUUAUGUUUUGUGUACAUCACAAAAAAUGCUCUCGGAGCAAAAGAAAUGAAUAUAUAUCUUUCUCUAAAUUUUUUUCUUUUGUUGCUAUCUUAGCCCGGAUGAGAAGUUUGAAGAACAUAUAAAGGAUGAGAAGAAUGUAGACUUUCAGAAGCGUUACAUUCUGAAAAGAGAUAACUCGAGUUUAGACAAAGAUGAUAACCAGGUCAGUGUAUUGUAUUUGUAUUUCUUCGUUCUCCCUUGACCUGGAGUGGUUGGUGCAGGUAUAGUAAUAAAUGAUCUUUCUACGCAGAUGAGGAUGAGAUUAAAAGAUGACAGGAGGAGCAAAUCCAUUGAAGAAAGAGAAGAGGAAUACCAGAGAGCCAGAGAACGAAUAUUUGCGCAGGAGGUAAGUAUUAAAAACGUUUAAACCCAGUCUGAGUUGUAUAAACUGUUGGAAACGGUUUCCUAGUUUAACUGGUUCAGUGUCUACCCAUCCCACCGAUUUACAUUACACCAAGAAAAGUAUAUACGUUUCAAAAGCUGUACGCUCCAGGUUAUUUCUCCCAAACCUUGCCACGAUACAAGUACAUUUUGUUUAAAGUAAAUGUAAUCACAUUACCUAAAUCUACUCAAUGUCCAACUAAUUACUCACCAGUGCUUACACUGAUUCAUACUUUGUGUAAAAAAAAAAAAAAUUCUGUAUAAUUCCAAAUGUAUAGCAGCUAUACACUAGGGAUGCUCUACCUUGAGUGGGACAGGUAACCUCCUAUGUUUAAAAAAUAAAUAUUUUAUUUAGUCCCUCCCUAGCCAGCCUUUAAGUACCUGAAUCCUGGAUCAGGUUCUCAAUUCUUAAUUGUCCCCCCAAGCGGAAUGGACGGAUGACCUCAGAGUGAGGUAACAUCCUCCAACAAAUGAGUUAAAAUGAUUUAUUAUAAAACAAGGGAGUUGUUGCUCUGGCACAACAUCAAAUCCUACCUUGGAACCUGUAUGUUACAAAUGCUGUGAGUGAGAGCAAGGCUUGGUAUGCAUUAUUGUGUCCUUACAUUUAUGUUCAAAAAAUAAAAUAAAAUAAAAAUAUAUAUUCAUUACAUAUCCAGGUACGGUUAAAAAUACCACUUUGCUUCUAUAAAAACAAAAAAAAUAUUAUGAUGACAUUUUAGUGGCUUUUGGAGUGUGGUAUCAACAUGUCCUUUCAUUCUUAUUUUAAAAGAUGGAAUAUUUCAGCUCAAGCACAGAUUUUAGCAACAGCCAAAUAGACUUCAAUUUUACAUUGAUGGCACCAAAUGCACAGCAGUCAUACAGUUACUUUCAUGGUAAUGUUUGUUGAUCAUUCAGAGCUCCACAAAGACAUAAUCAAAACUAUUAUGUAGUUGAACGCACCCUGUCAUUUUCCUUCAUUGUAUCAUUCACUUUUACCCACACUCUAUUAGAAUGUCUAGGUUUUUAGCACAAGGGACAAUUUGAAGAUUUUUAUUUUUCCCCAAAAUGAAAUAGUCUAAAUAAAAAGCUGGUCGCUUUCCAUGUGGAGUUGUAAUUGGGAUUAAAACCACUUAAAUUUACACAAAUGUGCGUGCCCCAGUUGAAUAGCUUUCAGUGUUGCAUGCUUGUGUGUAGUUCUACUUUGGCAAUUAAUUAAUAUUAUACUAUAUUUCCAUUCAUUGAAAAUGUACAUUUUCAAAACCUAUGCACAUGUUUUCAAACUGCAGAAUAUUUCUCAACCCCAUUGUCCUAAAUCCUCUAAAUCUAUUUAAAGGGGAACGGUCCCUUCCCUGGAUUUUUAAUUUUAUGUUUAUUCCUAUAUCUGGCAAACCUGUAUUUGUGAGUUGUGAAAAAAGCAGAAUAGAGAACAUAUAUGGAGAAAAUAAUAUAUUAAAACAAUGUUUUUAUUUCUCCUCUUCAUUUGCAUUUUUUGCCCUGGUUGUGCCUGGUGUUAACUGGGUUGUGAUGUAAUUUGCUAAAUCUUUAAUACAAAUUUAAAAGAACACAGAGCAUCUCAUGGGUAAAAGGUUAACACAAUUUAUAGGUCAUUUUCAAGGUUUUAUUAAAUUGUAUGCAUUUUGGAGAAGUGACAGUUUCUCUUUUUUAAAGUUUAAUCUUUGUUUCUCUGUAUAUUAAGAAAUAUACUAUAACACAUUAACCGGGUUUCUUUUUCCCAUCAGUCCUUGUGUUCUCAGGAGAAUUACCUUCCGGACAAAAGGUGGGUAAUGUAUGAGAUCUGCCUUUUGUUCUUUGCUGUAUUCAUUCAUAUGUUUCCUGCAAUCUGCUAACCUGUUUUGUUUAAAAACGCCAGCAGAAUUCAAGAUGAAGAAAUGAACAUGACACAACAAAGGCGUCAGAUAUUUAGGUAAUUCUAAUAUUCUAAUAUUGCCCUCUUUUUGUGUGCUGCUGUUUUUGUUGAGUCCACACUAACCGUUCCAGUUGCUUAACUGACAGGAUCAAUAAAGAUGCUUCGGGUAGGUCGGCAAAUAGCCUCUACAGCAGUACGGAGAAUGACUUAAAGUACAACGAACCUCGGCCAUGGAGCAGCACUGAUUCUGAUAGCUCGAUCCGAAAUCUCAAGCCUGCCGUCACCAAAGCUAGCAGCUUCAGUGGAAUUUCUGUUUUGACGAGAGGCGACAGCUCUGGAAGCAACAAAAGUACAGGGAGGCUUUCUAAAACAGGUAUCAUUUGUAUGUGUGCAUGAAGUGGUGGCAAUGGCUCUCCUUUUUAUUUAUUUUAUGCUUGUUUUGGUACUUGUUUACACAUGACACCUUCGUUAUUACAGCUCUUGCGCAAACUCCUACCGCAUGUACUUGUCUGCAUUGUAUCGAACGUAUUUGUUCUCAAGGACGACUGUUGAGGACAAUAGCAGUCUACAUGUGUCGCAACCUUCCCAACUAAUUGAAAAUAUUUCAUUCUGCAUAUUUUUGUAUCCAGAUUAAUAGGAGAACUAAAUGGAAAUAGAAUUUUAUCUGUAAAUAUGGGAAGGUGGUGUUGCUAUAGUUUGUAUAAGAUAUCACAAAACUGUCACAACAACCGUCACCCUUGUGAACUGACAUUUGUCUUCUUGUUGUGUACAUUCCUGCAUUUGUUGCAUUGUUUCACAUUGACUAGAUCAUAUGGUUUACAUGCUGAAUCUUUAAAAAAAAAUAUAUCUAUAUGAAAUUUUAUUCUAACUGUAUUUUGAUAGUAAUAUAUAUAUAUAUUUAUAUCAAAAUACACUUAGACUGAAAUUGUAUAUAUAAAUAAAUACAAAUAAUACGAAAUAUACAUAUGUCCAUAUACAAAAUUGCAUAAAUAAUUAUAUAAAUAUACACGUAGACUUCAAAUAUAUAAAUAGGCAUAUAUAUUUAAAUUCUACGUGCGUAUUUAUGUAAUAUUUUUACAUAAUUAAGUAAUUUUAUUGAUUGCAAUUUGAGGGACCUGCCUGCCAACCCAGGCCGGAAGUCCAGAGAAUUUAAUUUGCUAGCACUAUAUUUACCCUGUAAUUUUCUAUGACACACUAAAACCUGUACAUGGGGGGUACUGUUUUACUCCGGAGACUUCGCUGAACACAAAUAUUAGUGAUUCAAAACAGUAAAACCUAUCACAGCGAUGAUAUUGUCAAUGAAAGUGACUUUUUUUUUUUUCAGUUUUCACACACAAACAGCACUUUUACUGAUGAUAUAAUUGAUAAGUUUUCCUGUUUUGAAACACUAAUAUUUGUGUUCAGCAAAGUCUCCUGAGUAUAACAGUACCCCCCAUGGACAGGUUUUAUAGCGUUUUUGAAAGUUACAGGGUCAAAUAUUUUUACAUUGAAAAAGGCCAGGUUGGUUACGUUGCCUUUGAGAGCAUAUGGUAGCCCAGGAAUGAGAAUUACCCCCAUGAUGGCAUACCAUUUGCAAAAGAAGACAACCCAAAGUAUUGCAAAUGGGGGUAUGUCCAGUCACAAACACUGGCCAAAAUUAGCGUUCAUUUUAGUUUUUUACUUUUUUCACACACAAACAAAUGUGAAUGCUAACUUUGGCCAGUGUUUUCGACUAAGUGGCUACUAAAAAAUACUGGACAUACCCCAUAUUGAAUACCCUGGGUUGUCUACUUUAAAAAAAAAAAUGUACAUGUGGGGUGUUAUUCAGAGAUUUAUGACAGAUAAUAGUGUUACAAUGUCACUAUUGAUAAAUUUUAAAAAUUUAUGUUUUGAAACCGCAAUAUCCUGCUUGUACCUAUAGCCCUAUAACUUGCAAAAAAGCACGUAGACACUGGGUAUUUUUAAACUCAGGACAAAAUUUUGAAUCUAUUUAGCAGUUUUUUUUCAUUCGCUUUUGUAGAUGAGUAAAAGAUUUUUCAAGUAAAAGUCAAAAAACAUGUUUUUUUUUUCCAAUUUUUAUCAUUUAAAAAAAAAAAAUGUUUUUACAAUUAAAUUACAUGAGAUUAUAUAAAUGGUAUGUAAAGAAAGCCCCUUUUGUCCUGGAAAAAAAAACAAUAUAUAAUUUGUAUGGGAACAGUAAAUGAGAGAGUGGAAAAUUACAGCUAAACACAAACACCACAAAAGUGUAAAAAGAGGCCUGGUCGCAAAUGUACAACAUCGUAAAAACAGUCCAGUCCUUAAGGGGUUAAAGGCUUUUUUUUAUGUGUGUGGCGUGGGAGUUCCAGCAGACAAGAGAAAUAUUGGAAAUGGGAGAGACCAAAACAAGAUUUCAGGAUUUAAGGAUUGGUUGGAGUAAGGAAAAUGGAAAAGAUAAUGUGAAUAAAAUAGAGGAGUGCAUUUGGGAACGAUCGAAAGAUGCUGGUUGGACAGGAGGAUAAAAUGCAAAUGCCUACAGUUACCUUAUGGCUAAUCCUGCUCUGUCUGGGAGUGACAUGCUGACUGUGCUUCAUAGAGAAGUGGUAUUAUGGCCUGAUGGGCAUGCUUGCUUAAAACAUAACUCCAUUUUUCCUCUGUAUGUAAGCCCAUCUUUGGUGCUGUCAUAAAAAAACAAAACAAAAAAAAAAACUUCCACUUGAAAGUGAAUUACACUUUCCACUUAAAGGGACACUCCAAGCACCAAACAACUUCAUCUAAAGGAGGCCCCUGGAGGCACUCUUACCUAAACCGUUCUUAAAUGGUUUAAUCCCAAAGCUACCUCCAGUGCCAGUCUCAACACCCCCCACCCCCUCCCACCUUAGACAGCAUCCGGCUUCUGAAUUUUCAGAUUCAGGAAAUGCGGCGUUCCCCUGAGGAGGGGUGCCUCUGAUAGGCUGAAAGCGCUCAACUGACUGCUCUCAUCCAAUCAGCUGAUCCCCUGCCAGGGUAGGUAGGAGGGGUGGAGUGGACAUAACUGCUGGAGGCAACCUUGGGGUUAAAACAGUUCAGGAUGGUUUAACAUCCUGCGGUAAGAGUGCCACCAGGUGACUCCUGAGACCAUAACAACUUAAUUUAGAUGAAGAUGUUUUGGUACUUGGAGUGUCCCUUUAAAGUUAUGAACAGGCAUCUCUCGUCCCCAGUUUUCCGUCAUAUGAGACUUUAUUUUCUUUUGAAUUUGAUAUAAUAGAGUUUUAUUUUUUAGUUUUUUUUUUCCCCUUUCCAUUCUUUUUUAUUAUUAAAUAAUGGCUAUGGUGUUGGGAGCUAGAUAUAAAAGUGUGGAGAUCCUCUGGACACUUGCUUUCUAUCUUUGCAUGCUUUAUGUUAAGUGUCACUCCUCACAUUAAAACCCACUGUAGUUAAUGAAAAGCUCCCUUACAGAGUCUGCUUCUAACUAAAUAACUGUAUGUGCAGAUAGGUGUUGGGUUUUUUAAAAAAACACUCUUUUAUCAUUUGAAUGACUUUAUCAAUUAUACCCUAGCAACUUGACGGUUUACUUACAAGUUCUAUUAUGUUAUGCAAAGAAAUACGGUAGUUUUUACUGCUUUCUAAAUAACUGUGCAUAAUGGCUUUUAAUCGCAUGAUUUGGCUUUAUAAGAUAGUGCUUUGUAUUGUUUGGACUGCCAGAAUAGAGAGAAUUAGAAUAUGCAUGUUGAUUUUUUUUUUCUUCUGCUUUUUUUCCCCAACUCCUUAAGCAGUACGCAGCUCCUUGCUUUGCAGAUUGUGGCCCGCAUGUCUUGCAGCCUGGGGGUUAAAGCAUUGCCUUUAUAAAUGUGCAUGUGUUAUUGUGUGAUCUGUAGGUAAAAAUCCAUUUUUCGUUGCUCCUCUCCCUAGGUUCCGAGUCUUCUAGUAGUGUAGGGUCGUCCACAGGUUCACUGUCCCAAAAUCAGCAUCCUCUUCCAGUAACGGCUAUAAGCCAGCCUUCUCAUUGUACUCCUGCUGUCUACCCAACUGUCAGUACUAGUAAUUCUAUUUCCUAUGAUGGUGGAGUGAGCGGGCAGGUGGCACCUACUAGCACUAGCUUCUUUUUACUACCCCUUGAAGCCACGGGCAUUCCACCUGGCAGUAUUCUGAUCAACCCACAAACAGGUUUGUACCCAAGGGGCGGGUGAGGGAGUGAAAGCAAAAUAUACUGUAACCUUGAUCUUGUGUAUAUUCUGUAUUUGUUGUGUGUUGUUUUUUAUCUGUUAAAUGUUUUUCAUCAGCUGCUGUGCAGUUUUAACCUAUUCAUUGCCAGAUGGGUGCCAUUUCCUGCAGCAAUGGAGUGGUUAAUUUCUUAUAUAUUCUUUAUUGAUGGGGAAAACAAUAUUUUUAUUUUCCUAUUGAAAUAUAUUUCAGUGUAAUGUUUUGCCGCAAUAUUUACUGUGUUCUUAUUUAAAAGUUCUAAUUAGUUUUGAAUUUAAUGUAUAUUGUACUUUUAUUUUUUUUAAUUUUUUUUUUGUGGCUUGUAUCGUUUGCUGAACUGUACAGAUUACUCUGGUCCAAUUAGUGUUGCCAGAUCAUGAUUAGAUUCAGUGAUGUCUGAUAAAGCCAUGACAUAUACAUUCGUUAUAGGGAUUCCUGAAUAAACUAAUCUGGCUACCUGUUCAAAAGAUGCGAAGUUAUAUUUUUAAUGAAAAUGUUAACAAGAUGAGUGCCCAGCAGCUUUUCUAGUUUAAAACCUGAAAUACAGUUUGAUAAUGAUAGCCUGUUUAUUAGAGUUCUGCUUAAUAAACCCCUGACUUGCUAAGAGUUUUCUCUUAUACGACCAGUUGGUAAUCUUUACUCUUUUUCAGUUACGUUUUUUUUUGUUUUUUAUGUUUUGAAUUGAAAGGUGGAUCUCUUCACCACUGCUUUGAAAGAUAAAUUGUAACAGACAUUUUCUGAACGUUUAGGGCUUAGGUUGUGCAUGUGUCUUACCUUUAGUAAAAAUAGUACACAUAUUUUAGUAAAAAUGCAAUUUGGUAUAAUUCUCUUUAACACAUUGGGCUUAGUCGGGUUUCACUGUGACCUGUUGCCAACCCUCUGUUAUUCCACAGAUCAUCUGUAGGCAUUCCAAGGACAUUUAUCUUUUUUAAGCCAUUCUUUGUCUGAUUUGGUUGCAUCCUUCAUUUUUUUAACAUUUCAUUUAUUUUUGUUCUGAAAGGUGUAAUUUAUAUCCAUUUAGUAUUGAACCAGGUAGGCUUCAUCAUAGACUUGGCUAGUUUCUGGUAUGUCCUUGAGAGCAAAUGUUGUUGUCCUUAAUUAACUCCUUAUUUCUCAUUUCGUCAUCCUCGCAAGGAGGCUUUGUCAAAACAUGUCUGUUUUAGUUUUUACCUAAAUAUUGAAUACAAGUCUGAUUUCUCUUAAUUUCACCCAUAUCAGUUACAUAGAUUCAAUAGUAACUAUAACUAUAUAUUUUGUUCAUGGUAUGCCUUUCUCAAUAUCCUAUUAUGCGCCAGGUCAGCCUUUUAUAAACCCAGACGGCACCCCAGUUGUGUAUAAUCCUCCAGUAACUCAGCAACCGGCUAGGAACCAAGUGCCUGCAGCUCCUCCCCCAGCGCCUCCACAGCAAACUGCCAACCAUAUCAUCCCCCAGGUAGGUUCUUUCAAACUACUAACCCACCUUGCAUGAUACUACAAGCUGAAUUUUUGGAGAUUCUAAAAAUCUAUAGUAAUGGAUUGAGGGGAUAAACAUGGGUUAGUGCUACUCUCUGUUUAGUGGCAGUCUUAUUCAAUAAAUUAUGCUUUAUUUCAUAAUGGCUUAGAUUAGGAACACUCCUUGAUAACAGAGUAAUAUGAUCAUCAUCGGUAUUAAUCCAGUGUAUUUUAUCUCUAUAUAUUAAGUGAUAAAGAAAUAUUUUUGUGCUAGAAAAAAACAAGCAUAUUUAGAUAUAUUAAAAAGAGGGGGGAAAAACAGUACAUCACACCAUCCCUAUUUUACACCUAUACAAUGUGGUGGUGUUGAUGGUGGGGUAUUUAUUUAUUUUCACCCUUGCCAUGCUCUUCAUAUUGUGUUUAAAGGGACAACCCAAACACUGUAACCACUACAUCAUACUUCAGUGGUUAUGGUGCCAGGAGGGCCCUGCCCCCUCCCCCCACCCCUCUUAGUGUAAAUAGUCCAACAGUUUUAGAUCAGUAUGACUUCUCACUUUGGGUCCACUGGGAGCUGUUCCUCGCCUUAACUACAGCCAGAAGCUCUGCGUAUGUGGGCUACGUUCGGUUGUGCAGUACUUCUCAUUGGCUGACACUUUCAGACAGUGCCGAAGUUAUUAGGCAGGGUCUUUCAGCAAUCCUGAUUGCUGAGAGUAGGCAGGGAGCGGCAUCCUGGCAAAUCCAAUUUCUUAACAGUGGGUAGCAACUGAAUUGCAAAUUAUGACAACCUUCCAUGCAGCGUACUAAAUUUGCAAAUAUGGCAUUUAAUGGUUAGAAACCAUUUUUUCGAACGCCACUAUAGUGCUGUGAUUGUACUGCAGUGCUUCUUAAACGUUUGACAGGGACCCAAAUUAUGUACAAUGGUAUUGGCUUGGAAACCCAUCCUUCAAUUCUAAAAUUAGCCGUGACCCAUUCGUCAACUGAAAUAUAAUGGAUAACUGAUUUAAUUCUGUAAAACACAUUAGACUCUUCAGUGUUAGGUUAUUUUGUGCAGUUAAAUAUAUUCAUUACAAACGUGAUGUGCUUGUUCCAUCACUAAAAAACCCCCACCCAGGGGUUAAAAACCACUGCUGUAUUAUAUGAAGGCACUUCCUGUCGAAUCUUUUCAUGUAGUUCCUUGACUGCCAAGUAAGUGCUUGUAGCUUCUGUUACUUACUCCUCUGUCAUUUAGAGAUUUAUAACAUUGUGUGUUUGCUUUGUUGUCUGUUGAAUUCUACUUGUGGCUUCUGCCGUAGAGUCAUCAGUAAAUAGAAUAGGAUUGCUGUCAGGCGUGUGCUACAAUUUGUAUCAAGUUAUUACCUCAGGCAGGAUGAAAGGGAGUCUGAGAAUCCAGUGUAAUGUGAGGAGAUACUGUAUUCACAGAACCAGCUGUUUCAGCGGAGUCUGACAUUAAAUGACGGAACGCAUGCGGGUAUGCAAAUGCAGCGUUACUCAGAUGGCUUCUGCAUUGCCAAGAUAAUGGAGACAUGUAUAGUGCAGUGUAAUUAUUGCAAGGAAAUUCUCUUCUUUUGAAGACGCUUGCCUUGUAAAGAUUUUAGCAAAACCACAGCCGUCUCUUUUAUUGGUUUUAUUCUGCUUUGCUUUUACUCCGAAAACCAAUCAGACAGGGAGGGAGUUUGUAUUGCCACAGUUUAUCACUUUAUAUUCACGGUCACAGCCAAGAUUUCUUUCAUUUUUUGUUACGUACUGUAAAGGUGUAAUAUGUUUGUUCACUAAAUCGCCAUUGAUACGGGUGUUGCGAAUUUUAUACCAAUAUUGCCACAUUGACAAAAAAUUUCCAAUUUUUGUUUAGUCUCCUAUAUGUGCAAUGGACUUCAUUCCUUGCUAUUAUUGGUUUAGUGAAUAAUCCACAAGGUCCCGAAUGGUUCUCUGCUUGGUUAAUAAAUACCAGCUUUUACUUUAAAAUACACUUGAACUUUUUUCCCCUCUUAUGAAAUAUGACAUUUAUGUAGAUCUAAGGAAUAUAUUAAUAUAAAUUAGUAUGUACUUAAAGUUAGAUGGCGUAAUAAAAAUGUCCCUUGAACGGAAUCCUCCGUGAUAGUCUUGGAUGUCAGUCUGAAAGGGAACCUCGCCAGCUGCUGUAUUUUCAAACUGAUAAAUGCAUUAUAGCAGAUAUGUCUGAUUUCAUUUAAUAGAAGUCAUAAUCCUAAAACAAUCAGAGGACUGCUCACUUCUUGCGCAACACUGUGUGCCUUUUGUGGUAUUUUUGGUGUGUGUUUAUUUGUAUACAAACAAAUGACUGGAAAUGUAAGAGGUUUUCAAAGCUUGAAAUGGUGUGAGACUAUUUCAGGAAAUAUGUGAAGUGUUGGUUUUCCUUUCUGCUUAGCCUAGGCUCUGUAUACAGUCCGUGGUUUACUUUAGAUAAGAAAUGUCCUUGGAAAAAAAGAUUUAAAAAAAAAAAACUUACACAAUGGAGGUUUAAGAUAGACAUUAAUAUGACUUUUCAAACCGCAUAUAAUGUUUUGUUCUGGUAUGUUGCAAGUUGUACCUUUUAACUGCAGAGCUUUGAGAAAAAAAACAAAUAUUAAAAAGCUUUCAAAAUAUGGAUUGACUUGCUGCCCUUACCGUGCCUUCACAGUAUAUUGAGGCCUUUUAUUUUAGGAACUAUGUCUAGCUUAAAGACCGUUUUUAGACUUUGCGUUUGAUAGGUUUUCCAUAUUUGCAGUAACAGAUACCGGCUAAACAAAAUGUGGGGCUCAAGAUAGAAAUGUAUUACUGGCCAGAUGGAUGUUGAACCCCAAGUUUAAAGCAGUCUGCUGCAGCACCAUGGGUUGUUAAUGAAAAUGGGAAAGAAUUACUUGUAAUGAAACCUUAAGCAGCUUCUAAUUUGCCCGUGCAAUAUAGGUAAAAUUAACCUAAUCGCUUUCAUGUGUUUCUUUGUUCCUUUCCUUCUCUGUUAUUAACCAGAUUUGUCCAACUGUUACUCAUUUUAGCCUAUCCGAUCUCUGCCGCCAUCUUCGCAACCUGUCCAGUACUCUGCCGUCUCCUAUCCACCCCCACUCCUGCCAGUUUCACCCACCCAGCAGUACACUGUGGUACUGUAUUUCCUUUUAUUUCAGUUAGUUGCUGUUUGGUGUUUGUUUGUUGGUUUUAUUUUGCAUGUUUUGUUUGUGUUUUUCUUUUGUGAAGUGACGUCUUGAGUCCCAAGUGUUUAUGGUCAUCCUGAUUCUUUUGAUUCUUUUUAAAGAAAGUGUAUAAUUUCUUCCUAUGAAAAAUCUCAUUUAUUUAAAUUUAUUAUGCUACAUGCUUUUCUGUAGAACGUAAUGUUGAGGUGAUCCAUGUUUUGGGGCUUCAGUACAUCAGGUGGCUCUGUUACACCUUAUCAGUAUUUCAUUAUUUCUUUUUGCUAGACCGUAAAAGUGGAAGCCUACUUAGAUUUGACAAGGUUUCAAUUGAGUGCAUUCAUCGUGUAACUUUAAAGCCACUGUAUAAUUAUUUUAUUAUUAUUGCUAGUUAUUAACCCCUUAAGGACACACGACAUGUAUGACGUGUCAUGAUUCCCUUUUAUUCCAGAAGUUUGGUCCUUAAGGGGUUAAAUAGCCCUCAACUAACGAAUGGAAGUAAAGGCAAGAUUUCAUUAGAGAAAGCCACAUAACCCAAACCCCUCAAUGAUAUCUUUAAUCCGCUUUAAAACCAAAGGUGCACCUCUGUGUCCUCUUUAAAUAAUCAUGUUCAUUCAAAUAAAUUAAAAUUAAAAAGCUUUUUGCAAACUUCAGCAUUUAAGAAGUAGGUUAUAAAAGGUGCUCGUUUUUCUUCAAGCUAAUCAUCAUUUUUGAUUGCAACGAAACAGCAAAUCAUUAUAAAAUUAUUCAAUUUCCUUGAAGCACCUUCUUUGUAAUAUCUGUUGGCUCGUUAAUUAUACUGUCUGAAAAUAUCUCUUGUAAUAUUAGCUAAAUAAUUGGAAAGCAACGAGGGUUAGAUAAGUGCAUAUACCAAACUCAUUUGCUUUUUAUAUAAUCAAUUCAUUAUCUUGUAACCGUUCAGACACGGCAGCUGCAAAUUCUUUAUUUUCCCUCCUUAUUAUUGUAGUAAUUAUCUUAAAGGACUAUAAUGAUCCUUGGGGGGGACUUUGUGCAAUGAACAUUUCUUGGUUUGUCAUUUUUAUAGAUUGGCCAGCUUUUGCUAACACCGUCCAAAGUCAUUUUGUCAGCAUUAUAUAUUUAUUUUCCUAAUUAUUUCAGCACUUCAGAGAAUUACCUGUUCAGAGCUUGGUUAUGAACACUGCUUCCUAAGCUUUUUUUUUUAUUAUUUAUUUAUUUUUUUAUUUUUUUAUUCCAUGCCCAAUAGGGUAUUUAAUAAAAAUGUUGUUGAGGCAAGUUUACUUGAUGAUCACCAUGGUGAUUAUAAUAUGAAGAGGAACGCAAAGACUGCGCCUUUGUGGAGUUGUAACAUCAAAAUUUGAAAGAAAUACUCGGAACAUUUUUCAGAACCCAUUUCAAAUAUCAAGCACUUCUAUCUCCCGGGGAGCAUGUGGCUUUAGCGAAAUUGAUGCAUUUGCUUUUAGAGAAAAGUAAACUGUCAGUGAAGUUCUUAAAAUAAAGGAAAAUUUUCAGUCACUUACAGUGUGCAAAUAGCAAGCAUCUUUAUUGGAACGAAAAGUGACAGAACAACGUUUCAACCUUAUGCAAGGUCUUUGUCAGGUUUUGUCAAACAUACCUUUUCCAAGCCAGUUUAGUGAAUGGGGAGUCACUGAUUGGCUAAGAGCGUCAGCUGACAGCUUUCAGCCAAUAAGCUACGCCUCUGCCUGACAGCACUCUGCCCUUCCUGAAUCGGAAAAUUCAGAAGCCGGAUGCUGCCUGGGGGGAGUGGACAUUGCCGCUGGAGGCAACUGUGGGGUUAAAGCAUUUGAGAAUGGUUUAACCCCUUGAGGUAAGAGUGCUCUGGGGGGCUCCUGGCACCAGAACAACUUCAUUUAGAUGAAGUUGUGUUGGUGCCUGGAGUGUUCCUUUAAGUCUGAAAGCAGUUGUUAUUUCUAAAGAUUUAUUUAUUUUUUAAAUUAUAGUCAUACUCCUAGAGACAUCGGGAAAAGGUUAGUUAAAACGUAAAAAUUAUAUAUAAUGUCACCUUGAAAAAAGUAACACAUUUGAAAAAAAUAGAGAUCCUAGAUUGCAAUGUACAGGAAUAGAAUAAUCCAAUUUUCUAUCCUUGAAGUGCACAUUAACGCUUUACCCUACUGUACCCUUUCUAGUCUUCUGCUUAAAGGACAACGGUUUCCGCAAAACUAUUCUUUAAUAUAAUUAUCCUUUCAUCAAGUUUGUAAAGAAAAUAUAAACUGCUUGAUGAAGGGAUUAUUUUAUUACAAAUAGUUGUGUGAAACACCACCCAUAACUCUUUGCGCAGGUAAUACAAACACUUUGGCUACAAUAUUUCUGCCUUCCAAAAUAAAACAAAGCCAUGUUGUCUGUUACCACUUACUGUCGGUUUCAUAGUUUCGUACUACAGAUAAUUUUUUGGAUUUAUAUAACCCUAUACCUACAUGAUAUACCCCUGUCCCAUUAUAUACUCCUGCCACUUUUGCUGGAAGGCUGUUAAGUGCCUACCGUGUAAUAAAUUAUCUAGACCUAGGUAGCUUUGCUUCUGUUUUUUUGCAUUAAUGUUUUUUUGUUUCUUGUGUAGCAAGAUAACCUGGGAUCUCAGUUUAGCCAUAUGAGCCUUGCCAGGCAAUCGUCUGCAGAUGCUUCAGAUGCACAUUCAACUAUGUUCCAAUCUACCGUGGUGCUUCAACCAUCUCCACAGUCUGGCUACAUUGUGGCUGCGCCACCGCCACCUCCACCACCACCACUUGGACAGUCUGUGCCGCCUCCUAGCUUCUCUGCUUCAAGCCAGCCUGUCAAUCAGCCGGUGCUGCAGCCACAGGGCUACAUGCAGCAGGCUCUCCAACAGGUACACUUCUGUUCCUGUAACUGUGUGCAUGUAUCAAACUGUCUAUCUGUGAAUUGUGCCAACAGAGACACAAGUGUGGAACAAGACCUGAAAAAUACAUUGUUUCUGUCUGCUUUCAUGUCUGGAUAUGAAACCAAAUUCAAAUUAGUUACUGUACACAAGAAGGCAUUUGGGUAUGUUAUGGGGGGGGGCAGAACCAAAACUCUCUUCUUAACCUGCUAUUUUGCCUGCCAUUCUGAUGGCUUUCAUCUAGCUGUUUGUACUAGAUUUCCCUAGAAGCUUAGCCGAUGGCUUACUUCUGGGAAACACAAUUAAUAGAACUUGUUGUGGCAUAGGAUAUAUUUAUUAAAAAGUCAAACAAGCUGUUUCCCUAGUCCAGCUACAGAUUCUGGUUUAUGGAAUUUCAAUUUACCAGAAUGAUGGGAUUAUACAAUUUAUGAAUUGGUUAAAUUAGAUUUACUUUUUCUGGGAAUGCUAGAAGGAACAUGGUCCUUCUUUAUCUGCGUUUGCCAUUGUAGAACGUAUUUUCUGGAUUAUUUUUCAGUUCUGUUCUGGUUUUUCUGCCUUUUUGUGCUCUAUGAUGUAGUACAGCAGAGAGGAGGAUUUCAUGUAUAGUGCUGUUUUUUUUUGCCUGGGGAGGUCUGCUUGGGUACCUUGCCCAAUGAGCAAACACUGCAGAUAAGAAGUAGUUGAGCUACAAACUCUCACUAUUUUCUAAUGUGAAACUUAUAUUAACUAUUUAUUCUUCAGGAUAGUCUUAUACACUUCUCCAGCAUCCAUCAAUUUCUUUACUAUGUAAGUCUUUUUUUUUUUUUUUUUUUUUAAUGCUUCUAAGACUGAUCUAGGUAUCCACCACACUUUCUGUAAAGCACAAUUUUUGCACGUUUUCUGUCUCCCAACUCUAUAUCCCGCCUUCCUGCUCCAGCACAGAUCUUUACAUCUGGGGUGACUUCAUGACCAAAGCUGAUUUAAAAUACCAGGUUAUUCUCUUAUCUGCCUACUUUCAUGUCAACACUGGCGAAAACAAGGUUAUAGACUUAAAGUGUAGUGAUAAGCAAAAGGUGAUUGAAUUUUCCUGCUAGCACUCCUAUUUUAUCAUCAAGGACGGUACUGGCUCUAAUUAUCACCAAUUAUUUUUCUGUGUUUUUUGGGUAAUCUGGCACUGUUUUUACAUUUUAAAACGGUGGUAGUAGGAAAUCCUUUGAUCUCCUUUGUAGAUUGUGAAUUGAGUGACUUAACAGACAAUACUAUUUUAUUUAUAAAUAUUUAAUCUUUCCUACAGAUGCCAGCUUGCUAUUGUGCGCCAAACCAGUACGCUCCUCCUAAUCAACAAUACAGACCAGGAACCUCCGUCCAAUAUACUACGCAACCAAAUCAAACCCUGUCACAGGCGUUACACACAACAGGUUUGUGUUUCGUAACCGUAGUGAGAAAUUCACAUUUCUCUGUUCCUUGGGGUCAUUUAAUAAAAUCGAACUCCUUUUGCAAUCAAUAAGCAGUGGGCACCAUUGUUUUCUAUUUUAACUUACUUCUGCGUAGAAACGUUGUUUCUUGGUUUACAGAUUAAACGAAGAAUGAAGUGGUAAUAAAAUGCCACUAUGUUUACAAAACUUUUAAAAAAUACAUAUUUUGUAAGUCUACAUCCUCUCACUGCAAGUCUUAGGGGAACAACGCCCCCUAUUUACAAGUCUAAUAAGUCUCCGUGCUAUUGUUCUGCGGAGAUUGGAGUGUAAAAGUAGAGUAUUUGACGUGUAAUAUGGAGUAAUACAUGAUUAGAUACAUUCCAAGUACCAUCUUCUCUGUAACACGCAACAGUGGCAUAACUUAAAUAUAAUUAAGUUGGUAUUGGUUCAUUUAAAUAUAUGUUUGUAUUGCUUUAAAGUUUAAAUAGCAUUUUUGGAACCGAAAAGGUCUUUGGAACCGUUUGUUAUGAGAUACUGUUAGAGAUCGGAAGAUUGUUUACUCAAAAACAAAACACUGAAAGUGUAACAUUCAGCAUGGGGAAGUAGCAGUAUUCCUACUCCUUGCUUUUCUUAGAACUUUUUUUGUUUGGAUCGAUGACUUAUCGCCUAAAGCUGUCCUCUCUGGACCACUUAAUUCACUGGUGUGUCCCUCUAUUAUUACAGUUGAAUCUUCCUCCAAUCAUUUUUUUAGCGGGAGGAAAUCACUUACUUUCCUGUGCGCCCCUAGUCCUGGUGCAGUGUUCUGACAGGUUUAAUCUGAGCAGCCGGACCCGGGCCCGGAGCACUGUAUGAGAGGGGUUAAGUUUCUCACAGUGAACCGGUCUCUUUUCCAGCUACUUCCUCUUCUACUUGGAUUCUUUUUCUGACAUGUUAUAUCUUAUCUUGUCACAUUAUUCAUCUGUAAGUUAUUUAUUUAUUGUAGGUAGGUCUGCACAGUUUUUAUUUGAUAGUUUGACAUUAUCUUCGAAAGCCAAUGCAUAGAUUGUAUUAAAAGCCAAUCCAAUGGCAUUAAUGUUUUUUAUGUGUAUUCAAUCUCAAUUAUCAUUUAUUUUGUGUUUUUCUGUUUGAUUCAGAUGGCUUUUUGUGCAAAUGUUCCAAGGCAAGGCUAUCUGAAGUCAAAAGUUAAUAUGCAUAACAAAUCGUCCACCAGAUUAUAUAAAGGGUUACUCCAACCUCCAUGACCACUUCUGCUUUUAGAAAUGGUUAUGGCUGAAUGAAUCUGAAUGUGCAGCGUUGUAAGGCAGUGCUGGGAGCGCAUCUUCAAGGAGAAGCCAGUGAUUUCCCCCUACCUCUCGCCAUGUGCUCCCUCCCUGUCUCAUUGCAUUUCCAGUUUGUUUAUUUUUUAAUUCCCUCCGACCCUUUACUCUCAAGGUCAGAGUGAGCGCAUGCACUUUGAACCUUGAGAUUGGUCCAAUCAAAUGCAUCCCUAUGAGAAGCAUUUAAUUGGACCAGGAACAGGGAAGGAGUGAUACGGCAUGAGAAUGGACCAGGUUUAGUAUUGGCAGAAAAUGGUGUUUUGCAUAAGAAAUGGAAGUCUGUUUAUGAUAAAACAGGGCUGGAGUAACCCUUUAAUAUUAAAACAACCCAUAUAUGUUUAUCUACAAAACAUUGUGUUUAAUAUAAUAAAGGAGUGCUUAUUUUUUAAAUUGGUUAUUACUAAUCUUAUCUAUAAAAAUUUUACUUUAAAAAAUAAAUAAAUCUAUAUUUAUAUUGUGCAAAAGGAUUACAAACUAGCUUGUAUUGCCACAACAGCCAUGAACAAGCCUUAUACCAUCAUACAUUUUAAACAAUAACAUGGCAAGUGAAGGAAAAUACACAUUUUUAAAAAAAAAUAUGACAUGAAAGCACGGUCGAGCAUAAACCUGUGCGGCGACGUUGGUUAUCAGAGAUGGUAUAACACGUUAUAAGAAAUUUUUACUUUUUUGAUUAAGCUUUUUGAUCAACUCAAUAUCGUUGAUUUACUUUAUACGUUUUUAUUGGUCAUUUUCAAAUGGUAAUGAUAUGACUGUUGGUGGAAUAAAUUAAUAUACCAAUUAAUGAAUGUGCACUGCAGACAUGCCAAAAAAUAAUAAUUAUUAUAAUUAUUUUCAUUUUUACCUCUGAAACUUCAAAGCAGUUUUCAUGAAUUGUAGUAAAUUGUUUACAAAUUAAUAGGAUACUAUGCAUAAUGCAUAAGGACACUAUACAUUACUUGCAUAAUGUUGGCCCUGUUGCACUGGUGCCCCGCUUUAGACCACUAUUUAUUCAUGGACAAUGUUACAGAUAAUUCUGAAAAUUGAAAAUAUGAAUCCAAUUAAAGUUGGAAAUCCAAGGCUGGACAACUAUACGUUUUGAUAUCACCUGUUUAAUGAUCAAAUCAGUCUUUUGGGGAAUAAAGGGGUUACCCACUCAUUUUUCUGUUUUGAAUCCAUUUUGUCUGUCUAAUACAGCAUAUUUUGUUGUUGUUGUGAGUUUGUUAGGUUCUUUCACCCUUUGCUUGGCUGUCCUUUUCUUUGCCCAUUUUGGAAGGUCAGUGAGGACUUUGGGUGGGCAGAGGAUGUGCGUGAAUGUUCAGUUGUCUGAGUACUUCAUGACAAAACUUGAAUGUACGCUUCCUUCCCCACUUCGGUACCAUAAAUAUGCUAUUCUUGUUACUCCACAGGUUACCCCACUGUAAUGCCCAACCAGCAAGCAAGUUACCAGGGCAUUGUGAAUGUUCAACAACCUCCUCUGAACCAAUCCAUAGGGCAGCCCGGUAACAUUCCCAGUCCCAUCCAGGGAGUCAUGGUGCAGUACUCCUCUAUGCCCUCCUACCAGGUAAGGUAUUUGCUCAUUCAUUUAUUUUUCGUGUUUUGUAUUAUCAUCAUUUUAUUGUUACGCAACAGGUUCUGUUUCUUAAAACUCUGAUCUUGCAUCCACAUGUAGCAGCUCAAAUUUAAUUGCAUUCAUUGUCUUGCUUUGUGCAAGGUAGGCUUGCAUUGGAUCUACAGAAAUGGUUCUGUUCGUGUUGGUCCUACCUGAGCAUUGACGUUAAAAUGUUUGGGUAUAGUUCCCUUGUUGAGGAGAAUCCUGUUGACCUUAUUCUUGGAUUUUAUUCUAUCAGGUUCCUGUCCGGCAAACAUCCCAGACUGUACCCCAACAGCCAUAUCAUCAACAGGUGCUGAUACCUAGCCAGACCAGUCAGGGCCCUGUACCUGCGGCUGGGAUGCCAGUGUACUACAGUGUCAUUUCCCCAGGACAGCAAAACAACUUAAGGUACUUUUCCAGUGAUAAAGAUAAAUGAGCAUGGUUGGCUUUAUUUGGUUAAUUUUUGUGGGUGGAAUCAUUAAAAAGGAGCUCAGAUGUUAACUCUUUCAAACUUUUAAUUGCCUUUACUAAAUAUAUUAAACACACAGUUCUCUUCUUGAAUAUGCUGUCAUUUCUAUGUGCAGUUCUUCAGUAGGUUACAUGCAGCCACCAGGGUCCGACCAAAUGCAAUUUCCUAGAACCACCUCACCAUGUAACUCGCAAGCACUGCCAGGCCCUCCAUGCCCAGGUAAGUCACAUUCACUGCCAGACCCUCUGUUCUCAGGGAAUUCACAACUGCUUUAAUAAGAUAAGUGACUGACUAGAUGGCGCUAUACCCGCAUCAAAAUACAGACAACCUAUUACAGUGCCAUGGCUUAAUAACCAUAAUACAUAUAUACAGAAAGGUAAAAGUCAAUUAAAAAGUGCUAUUCACCACCAGCGCAAAUGUGAACACUCUAAAAAAAACUUACACUUGAAUGGAGGUAAUCAAGGGAGAUUUAGUAAUAUGGGUAAUGGAGGUAAUCAAGGGAGAUUUAGUAAUAUGGGUAAUUAUCAAGUCUUAUGUGUAAUAAUACAUUCAAAAUAGAAAUAAGAAAUAAAACCCUUACACUGCCAUUUCUUGUAAAUAUCCCAACAUGGCGUUAAUGUUGGCUGAAAGCUGAUGAGAGCACUAGCGUGGCUGUUUACUAAAGAGGAAAUUGUUAUGAUUUGAUAGUGAUUUAAAAAAAUAUUAAAGUCAAAAUAACCAAAGUUAACAGAAUAACAUCUGAAAUUCAUCUUGAAUUCACUUUGUAAUUCGAAAAAGCCAAAGUGAUGGUUAGACAAAAACCAGUUGUGUAACUAGAGUGUAUUUGAGCACUCCAGGAUAUGCUUGAAACGAGAGAGACAAAAAAACAUAACAAACAAAUCUCCAUGUUGUCAUUCUGAUAAUGCAUUAUCUAAAUAAAAUAAUGUUCCAAAACAAAACACUUUUGCUUAAUCGGGCAGUGUAUAUUGAUUCAUCUGCGUGCUUGCCUUGCCACCUUCAGAGACCCAUUGCUUAGCUUGCUAAUCUGCUAGAAUAUAAUGGAUCUUUAAAAGCAGCUAUUGCAAAUUUUAAUAUUGCAACAGAUUAGUUUAUCUGGGUAACAUGAGAUACAGAGACUGGAGAUAUUAUAUACUUACAUAUAUAUAUACUUAAAAAAUUUUUUUUCCCUUAAACCUUUCUAGCUAUUCCUGCACCUCCACCUAGUGGCGGGAUGGUAAUGAUGCAGCUCAACCUACCCAGCAAUCCUCCACCACAAACACAUUCACCACCUCAUUGGAAACCAAAUAAAUAUUAUUGUGACCAUCAGAGGACUCCAAAACCAGGAGAAUACAGUUUGGACCAUUCUACACAGGUAGAUGUUAACACUGGACUAAAACUUCCAUAAAGUGAGAAUUGUCAAUAAUUCAAAGUGAAUUUCAAAGUUAAGACCAAAGUAGCCGAACUGGAAGCAGAGGAGACUUGGAGAAUGUUUCCAUUUUGGCUCUUUUGAUCUUAAAUUUCAAAUUCACAGUUCUCCGUUCAGUGAAUAACCCUUUGGUUGAUUUGUUUUGUGUUGUUGUUUUUUUUGGGGGGGCCGUUAAAUCAUGUUUCCCAUUAUGCACUGUAUUAAUUGACAUUCCGUUUUGUACAUUCGUGUGUAUUUGUAUGUAUACGUGCGAUGGUGAGGUUCCUAGUGCUUGUUAGAUCCUGGUAUGGCAGCCGGUACUUCCCAAACCAGAGUCUCUUCUAUCUGGCAAUAACUAAGUAUAGGUCAGGAAAGAGAACAGGGAAGCAGCACCUUCUGGGUGUCCUCAAACUCGUAUGGUGGUGAAUCAGUAUGGAAGAUAUGAGGACAGAAAACAGAAUAUAGUGUAGUAUAUUCUAUAGGUGGCGAGGUACCCUUUCCUGACCUAUACCUUGAAUGUAUAUAUUUUACAAAUAAAACUAAUAUUUGGAAAACUAUUUAUACAUUACAUAUUUUGAAUGUCACAUUGCUAAAUUGUAAUUAUAUUUCUUUAGGAUCAUUACACGUUCGGACACUCUUGUAUGCUUAUUAAUGAUUUUUGUUGCUGUUUUUGUUUUUAUUCCAGCAUAGUUCACAUUUAAACAGUCCUGGGACUUCUCCUAAUCAAUCUCCUCUACCUGUUCAGUUGGCCAACAUGAAAAACAUGCGCCCGGGUUUAACUCCGCUCUCUCUAGUUCCGCAGUUUUCUAGACCAUUUCCUCCUGGCCAAGGUAAGGCAUUUCAGUUCUAAUAAUGCACCUUAUUAACUGUUUGAUUUUUAGUAAAUUUUAACCACAAUCCAACUUCUGUAGAAUAUCUCCAUCAACCCCUGAUCUCUCUAUGACAGAGACAAAACCAAAUACCUGUAAACGGGAUUUAAGAUGGUUAAGAAUAAAUUAUUCUGCGUUUAUAGUUUUCUCUCCUGCAAAUCAAUAUUGGGUAUUUUAAUAUAGUGAUUGGAAUUUCUAUUCAGAUCUGAAAGCAUUGCAAGUGGCUUUCCCAUGCAGAGCAUUUGGAUAUCUUCCUGAACCCUAAAUACCAUGAUUAUGGCUUAUGGCACAAAGCAAUUUAGAAUACAAGUUGCUAUCUCAAACACCCAAUGGGCAUAGGGUAAAAUCUCUAUCUUCCUCCUCCCCCCCCUUUCAGAGCAUAAACUCAAUUAUGCUGCUCACAGCACCAAAAAAUAAAGGCACAUUUAAUGCAAUAGAUCAGGCAUAGGCAACCUUCGGCACUCCAGAUGUUUUGGUCUAAACCUCCCAUGAUGCUUUGCCAGCGUUAUAGGUGUAAGAGCAUCAUGGGGGAUGUAGUCCACAACAUCUGGCGUGCCAAAGGUUGCCUACCCCUGCAAUAGAUCAUAGAGUGAUUCCUAUAGUUAGGCUCUCCGAGAAUCAUUAUUUGAGAAACAGAGCAGUGACAAUCUAACAUUUAAAUUUACUAAAUCUCAAGGAUAUCUCCCUUCAUGUAUUAUUCACAGAUUGAUAAUCAGUGGGUAAAUGACCGUAUUUGUAAUGGUAUUGAAAGAUCAUCUCCAGUCUGUCACACUUCAUUCUUUGUUUAUUUGCUCCCUUGAAAAGUUUCCUGUCUAAGUAACAUCUUCUCAUUCUUAUCUUUCUCUAUUUUAAUACUUUCUAUAAAUAGCAUUUGAAUGUGAGUAUAUUUUCAUCUUAUUUAUGUUUUUGUUGUGUUUUUUUUUUUUUUUUUUUUUUUCCUCUGCUAGGUGAUACAAGAUAUCCGUUACUUGGUCAACCAUUACAAUACAAUCCUCCUCAUGUAAUACAUGGACACAUAACAAGCCAACAGGUUUAUAAAUGCAUGUUCUCAAAUCUGCAUUUCACUGAUUUGAUCUGCUGUGCGACAUAUGUCUGAUUUCAGAUUUAUUGAUAUAAAGUGCCAGUAAACUUCAAAGAUAACUUUUUUUGCUUCUUUUAUAGAAACAACUUGUUUAACCAUUUUGAGACUUUUUUCUGUACCUUUUAAAAUAGUACAUUCAUUGCUAGCAUGCAGAACAUAAAAUAGGUUAGAAAGAUUUAAUGUGUAUUUUGUGUGCGGGGAUUGGUUGUGGGGUUGUUUUUUACUUUUUUGCAAAAUUUUGCUCCCUCUGUGUCCAGCUGCGCAAGAAUGCGUGGUCUCCCAUUGAUUUACGUGUGGAAAGCAAGAACUACAUGCAUGAACACAACACAUGCUGUGUUUUCCUAUCAUUUUUAAUGGGAGACAAAGAAUUGGCUGUGAUUUCCUAGUCCUACCAUGUGACAUACACUUUUUUAACCAUAAGAUGGGUAAACUUCAAAAUUUCAAUAAGAUAAUAAGAGCCUUAUUAUUUUACCAAUGCAUAUUUUAAAACCGUUUGGAUGUAAGGCAAUUUCUUUAAUUAUAAUAAUAAUUAGGGCCAUAACUGUCUGUCAUUCCGUAAGGGAGGCAUUAUAUCUUUCAGUACAAAAAAUGAGAUAUUAAAGGGACACUAUAGACAUCAAAAAAUAUUUAGGUUAAUGAAGCCGUUUUUGUGUGUAGAUCAAGGCCCUACAGUCUCACUGCUCAGUUCUCUGCCAUUUAGGAGUUAAAUCACUUUGUUUAUGCAGCUCUAGCCAUAACUUCCCGGCUAUGACUGGCACAGCUGAAAAAAAAAAAAAAAAGGUUUAAUUUUCAGUUACAAAAUUUAACUUAAAUCACACACACUAAGCUCAUAUAAGCUCUAGAAGGCUAUUAACAGAGCAAGGGAUAAGAAAUUCUAAAUUAAACAGAAUGUGCAAUAAAGGAAGUUUAAACAUUAGACAUCUCUAUACAGAAAGUGUUUAGGAAGACUGUUUGUCACAUGCAGGGAGGUGUGACUAGAGCUACAUAAACAUUGAAGUGUUCUGGGUGCACUGUCCCUGUCCCGGUAACACUGCAAUGUAAGACACUGCAGUUUUAGAGAAAUUGCAAUGUUAGCAUUGCGGGGUUAUGACUGCCUCUAGUGGUAGUCUUCUAUGACGUUCUCGGAUCGCUCUGACAUUGAAUGCUUUGAUGAGAGUUCAUUAAAGGAACACUAUAGUCACCUAAAUUACUUUAACUAAAUAAAGCAGUUUUAGUGUAUAGAUCAUUCCCCUGCAAUUUCACUGCUCAAUUCACUGUCAUUUAGGAGUUAAAUCACUUUGUUUCUGUUUAUGCAGCCCUAGCCACACCUCCUCUGGCUAUGAUUGACAGAGCCUGCAUGAAAAAAAAAAUGGUUUCACUUUCAAACAGAUGUAAUUUACCUUAAAUAAUUGAAUCUCAAUCUCUAAAUUGAACUUUAAUCACAUACAAGAAGCUCUUGCAGGGUCUAGCAAGCUAUUAACAUAGCAGGGGAUAAGAAAAUCUUAAUUAAACAGAACUUGCAAUAAAGAAAGCCUAAAUAGAGCUCUCUUUACAGGAAGUGUUUAUGGAAGGCUGUGCAAGUCACAUGCAGGGAGGUGUGACUAGGGUUCAUAAACAAAGGGAUUUAACUCCUAAAUGGCAGAGGAUUGAGCAGUGAGGCUGCAGGGGCAUGUUUUAUACACCAAAACUGCUUCAUUAAGCUAAAGUUGUUCAGGUGACUAUAGUGUCCCUUUAAGUGUGGAAUUUUUUUUAUUUUUUAAACCCUUUAUUCCCAAGGGAGGAGGCCACUGGGGCAGAGGGACACUUUAGUCUUAUGAAUACACCUUUGUAUUCAUAAACUAUAGUGUUCCAAGAACUCCACUAUAACUCAUUAAGCAGUGAGAGUGCAGAGGCAUGAUCUAUAACAACUCCUUUAAGCCAAAGUUGUUUUGGACCCUACAGUGUUCCUCUAAUGGGGAAAGCACUAUAGCCACUAAAUGACCCAUCUGAUUACUGGGCAAUGGGCAAACAGGGUCUGGGGGGGGUGGGGGGGGAGCAUUUUAUUUAUUUAUUUUGUUUGUUUCCAACAUUUCAAAGGGAUGUCUAUAAAAGAAGAACUAGUUAUUUUUAAAGUGCAGUGGCUCUUUAAUAGUGAUACAUUUAUUGUAAUCACAUAAUAAUCCUAUAUUUGUAAUUCGUAAUACGAAAAUAUAGGUAAAAUCCCACAAUACAAAUAACAUGUCUUGGAGUUAUUUCCCCCCCACCCUUGAAUUUCAGUAGGGUCAGCUCAGGAUUCAGUGAUACCUGUUCAGAUUUUGUAUGGCAGCAGUGUAAGAGUCUAACUCACAGACUGACACAAUUGUUUUCAAAGAACAUUUUUUAGGGACACUGUUUUAAUGUUAAUAAAUUCUCAUCAUUGGGGGUAAAAAAAAUUAACACUUCCUUAUUUUUCUAGGGUCAGUCUGGCCACAGACAUGGAAAUAGAGGUAAGAAGACGGCUAAGAAAGCAGCCUCCACAGAUCUGUGUGCAGGAGAGCCAGGUGAGUACAUUUUUAGUUUUCUUGUGUUUUGUUUUUUUCUAUUAACCCACUAGCUAAACUUAGGGAUCAUAAUUAUAAUUUAUUAUUUUUUAUUAUUGUGGGGUUUUUUUUUUUUUUUAUUCAUCUAUACAGUAAGGGAGGAUUUCAAAAUUGGUAUUUCCGAAUAGCUAGAUUUAUUGAACCCUUGAUUUUCCUUCUAACUCAGUCUCUGGUUUAUUGCUAAAUGUAGCAGUGAUGAGUAUGCACCAUAUGUUAGUUAUUAUAACUGUGGAGUGUAUAGUAAAGACCAAAACUAAACUACUCUAGUAUACGUCACCAUUUAUCAGUGGUUAAUCCUUAGAUAAAUGUUUACCAAACUUUUUAACACACUUGAUAUUCCUACCAUUUCAGCUGUUGGAAAAGUUCUAGAAAUAACAGAACUGCCAGACGGAAUAAGCCGCAAAGAUGCUGAAAUGCUUUUUGGAGAACUGUUCAAAACUGGCGCCAGGAUCCGAUGGCUAAGGGACCCCCAUUCCCAACAGACUCCUCAUCAUUAUCACCAACAUUAUUGCGGAACGAGUGAUAACCACGCAAGCACUGAACAUCCAAAUUCAUCCCAAGAUUUAGCUUCUACAUACACAAUAGUAGCUACUUUUCCUACAGUAUCAGCAGCUCAAAGUGCUUUCAAGAAACAAAACAACACCUUAAUGAGCAAAUUUAGACUGAGAACAAGCAGAAAGCACUAUGAUUUUCAUAUUCUAGAAAGGGCGAGUUCUCAGUAG
Pelobates cultripes (western spadefoot toad) is the source of this 86503-nucleotide messenger RNA. The record is from the annotation of a GenBank genome assembly. NCBI's taxonomy places the organism in Eukaryota, Metazoa, Chordata, Amphibia, Anura, Pelobatidae.